AUGGGGGAUGUGCAGCUUGUGACAACAACACAGAUCUCCAAGACCAGCCUGACACUAGGCCGAGGUUCCCCAAGUCAGGAGCCUCCAGCCUUCACUCUCCCACCCCGCAAUGCACGGGUCAGUCCGGGGGGGACAGCGCGGCUGGAUGGGAAGGUAUGGAUCUCUCUCUCUCCUUCCGUCUCUCAAAAUCCCCUUCUUUCCUCCUGACUUUGUACUGAUUAUAUCUGUUUCUUUUCAACCCGCCCCAGCGUGUGUGAGUUCUGCAUGUUGCAUAAUUUUCAUUGUGUUUGGAGUGGAGGUGCUGAAGCGGACUUGUUGCCCUUGGGUCAAGGCCUGAUGUUGACUCCCACCGCCUGUUAGCAGACAGAGGCUGUGCCAAGACUCCUUACUGUGCUGUUAACUGAGCACUCCUUGGCAUCCCUCUCUGGGCAUCACUGGGUUUAGGGGUUGAUUUGGGAUUGAGCAUCAGUCUCCAGUUAUCAGCUGACUCAAUGUGGUCAUUGAAGAGCAAGAAGGCUUUGUACAACAACAAAAAAAGAGUCUGAGAAUGCUUUUCCCAACAUGUAAUUGAGGCUGACAGACAGUACUGUCAGGUCAUUACAUUUACAUUACAUUUUAGUCAUUUAGCAGACACUUGAUUUAUCCCAAUGGUCCUUUUGGAGAACACUGCUUAAAUUUCCCAUUUCAAUCUGAUUCAAGCAUGGUUAAUUGUUAUCCUAACAAAGGAAGAAAACUCUUCCCAUUUUUAAAAAAAAGUUUACAAACCGAUAAAUCUUAGGCUAUACUUUUAAGAAGGCACUUAAAAAAUUGGGAGGAAGUUAUAGAGGUAGAUUAAAGGUCUAUCAUGGGUGAAAUGCUAGUCAAGAAGAGUAAUAUAAUAUAUGCCAUUUAGCAGAUCCAAAGUUACUUACAGUCAUGAAUGCCUACAUUUUUGUAUUGGUGGCCCCAGUGAGAAUCGAACCCAUACACUACCUGCUGAGCCAGACAGGACCACAUAAUGCAUUUAUAAAGAAUACUUUAUUAUUUUCAUAACUAUACCUCGAGAGUGUGGGUCUUUUGUUGUCUAUUCUUUAUUUGUUAUCCCAAAACAUGCAUGAUUUACACCGUCCACUGCACAUGUCAACAUCCCAGUCGAGCUACACCAACUCUCCAGUGGACUUGCUCCAUGUUUGGAAACGUUCCAUGUCGCCUUAUGAUGUUUUGACAUCCCCCAGAGGAUCGCCUCUGCUGCUCAUAUGCCCUAGUCUCAGUUCUUGUAAAGUCUCCCCACUGCUUUCCAUGUUAAAUGGAUAGUUCACCCAAAUUACAAAAUGACAUGUUGGUUUCCUUACCAUGUAACCAGGCUAUGGACAAGGUAAUCCAUGCUUUGGUUUUGUUUAUCUGGCCACUGUCUCCAGAUGCUAACAUUUUAUAACAUUUUGUAGUUUGGGUGGACUAUCGCUUUAACAACAUGAAGGCAGUGUUAUGGAAAUGCAUUGAGUGGGCUCUCUCUCUUAGAUUGGAAAGGAUAUGUGAUUAACAAGACUGUAGUGUUACAGAAAGCAGGCUCCUGUCACUUUGUGUUCACCUCCACUCGACCCAUCCACCUGGUUUUCAUUUGGCUUCUCUGUCUCUGAUUUCGUUUGGUCGGAAUGUUAAACCGUGUAUUUUUCCAUAUAUAGACACACCCUAUGUUUGAAUAAAAACAACUAUAUGUAGGCUACUGAGCUUGUCUGAUGCUUUAAGCACUGAAAUAAAAAUGAAGACUCACAAAUUACUAAAGAGGGAGCCAGAGAUCAACAUAGUCUAACCAGAAGGAAAAAACCUGUUCUGACCCGACCCCCCUCCUCCCGCUGCUGCUGCUGACCUAUGCAGAUUCUGCCAUUAAGCUCCGGAAGUUGCCGGUAAUAGGCUACACCAGCGGUCGGCAACCUUUUCCAUUAAAGUGCUAAGUUAUCGUACCAUUUCUACUGCGUGCCAGUUAUGAUUUUCAUAUGCACAUUUUCAUGGAACAGUUUCAUUUCAUUUAUAAUAAAGUCUUCAUAUCUCAAAAUCAAUGUCAAGUGGUUAAUAAAAAUGAUAUCUAAAUGAAAUGAUACAAAUCUAAAAGUAACUUCUAUUGCCAUUUCCAAUAUGUAAAAAUAACCUACAUGAAGCCAACGAAUAAAAACAUUGCAGACUGCAGGUAGAAAAUAUCCUGAUAAAAAUAAAUAUCCUAUAAAUCACAUUGGCCUGUCUGCAAAGAACUUGAAACAUUGUAUCAAUUAUUAACUUUCUAGCAAAAUUGCAGCAUUGUAUAAAAUAUUCUGGGCCAUCAGAGUUUCCUGCGCCAGUGAGCUGCUGACAGACCGACACAGCUGUAGGAUAUUUGCGCAAGUGAUAAGAUGUAAUCAGGUAGGCCUAUUUAAUGACGUUUCCACCAGAUCAGAGCAUAAAAAAUGUCUCCCCUUUCAUGCUGAGUGGUUAUCGAAAGAGAGAACUGGAAAGAUUUUUCAAAUAGGCUACAUUGAGGAACUGUUGUCAUUCUCAAUUGAUGUAAAAACAGACUUUUGUUUACUUGCUGUAUGAGGCGAAGAAAAAAUUACUUUGAGAAGCUCCACAGUGAUGGUGAGUUAAGACAAUCGGAAAUAGGAUCAGAUCCCCAAAUGGGCACAUUUAUAGGCCUACAUUUGCGCGCAGGCCUGGUAGCCUAGGCCUACUUCUAUGCGUAAUCAGGUGUGUGUCCUUACUCAAGAUUGACAGGAGCGCUCCAAACAAAAGACAAUGAAUAAAUUGACAACUCGUAAAUUAAAUUAAAUAAACCAAAACUUUUUUCUCACAAGUGUAGCCUAGGUUGUGCGCUCUGCAAACAACGUGUCCACUCCUACAAUGACAAUGGUAAGACUGUAAUAAUAAUAGUAAUAUAUUGAAUGCAUUAACAGAAAUUACCGUAACAAAACAAACAUUGUUGAUUAUAAAUUAUGGUAAUUAAUGGUAAAUGUACUACUGGUGAGACUGGUGUGCCAUCCCCGUGUGCCAUCCCCGCAAUGGAUUAGUCCACUCAGACAUGUGUGAAUCAGACAGGUGUCUCCUGUGCCAUAAUUUUUGUAUAUAUAUUUGCCACUACUCAACAACAACAAAUCUUGGUCGACCAACAGCCUAUCGACCAAACAAUCGACCAGUCGACUAAAUGGGGUCAGCCCUAAUCCAAACUACCUGUUUCUUUUUUGUUUAAAAACGUUGGACCUAAACCAACCAGUGCUCUCGACUAAGAUGCAAUGGGAAUGUAAAAAUCUCCCCUAUCUUCAACUUUAUCCGGCUUCUCUAACUUACCAUCUUUGCAUAUGUGUAGCCGUCAAUGAGCUUCCACAUUCCGUCGAUUUUUGCCUCUAAUGUCUCAUGGUUCUCUGAUUACUCUCGCUGCCCGCAAACCCUUGUGGUCUGCUCCUAAAACACAGCGGGUAAGGCAGAGGAAAUUGAAAUAUAAAUGCCGCUGCAGAACCUGCCACUGCUGUCUGGAGCCAGGGAAGCUGCAGGAGCAUAAAGCUGAAUGCCUGGGACUGCUGAGUGAGUUAGAGAGGAGAACUGGACUGGCUUUGUGUCCAGUGACUGUACCUCAGACGCUCUGUCAGAAUCCAUUUAGCUGUGGUCACAGAUGCUUAACACCACAGAGCACCACAUGUUCACUGAGUCCAGGUUAACAGUGGCCAAAAUGGCUGCCUGCCCUGAGUUAACCUGGCCUCUACAACAACACUAGGACCAGGCUGAUGGCCAUAGCAGUGGUGUCAUGCUUUGAGUAUUUGAUGAAAAAAACUAAAGCCACUGCUGGUUCCUGAUUGUUAGAUAAAUAUACUACCUUGUUUAGCUUUAUGUGGUCCUCUGUAGCUCAGCUGGUAGAGCACGGCGCUUGUAACGCCAAGGUAGUGGGUUCGAUCCCCGGGACCACCCAUACACAAAAAUGUAUGCACGCAUGACUGUAAGUCGCUUUGGAUAAAAGCGUCUGCUAAAUGGCAUAUUAUUAUUAUUAUUAUAUACAGACUUGUUACAUACAGUGGGGAAAAAAAGUAUUUAGUCAGCCACCAAUUGUGCAAGUUGGCCCAUUCCUCCAUGCAGAUCUCCUCUAGAGCAGUGAUGUUUUGGGGCUGUCGCUGGGCAACACGGACUUUCAACUCCCUCCAAAGAUUUUCUAUGGGGUUGAGAUCUGGAGACUGGCUAGGCCACUCCAGGACCUUGAAAUGCUUCUUACGAAGCCACUCCUUCAUUGCCCGGGCGGUGUGUUUGGGAUCAUUGUCAUGCUGAAAGACCCAGCCACGUUUCAUCUUCAAUGCCCUUGCUGAUGGAAGGAGGUUUUCACUCAAAAUCUCACGAUACAUGGCCCCAUUCAUUCUUUCCUUUACACGGAUCAGUCGUCCUGGUCCCUUUGCAGAAAAACAGCCCCAAAGCAUGAUAUUUCCACCCCCAUGCUUCACAGUAGGUAUGGUGUUCUUUGGAUGCAACUCAGCAUUCUUUGUCCUCCAAACACGACGAGUUGAGUUUUUACCAAAAAGCUAUUUUUGUUUCAUCUGACCAUAUGACAUUCUCCCAAUCCUCUUCUGGAUCAUCCAAAUGCACUCUAGCAAACUUCAGACGGGUCUGGACAUGUACUGGCUUAAGCAGGGGGACAUGUCUGGCACUGCAGGAUUUGAGUCCCUGGCGGCGUAGUGUGUUACUGAUGGUAGGCUUUGUUACUUUGGUCCCAGCUCUCUGCAGGUAAUUCACUAGGUCACCCCCGUGUGGUUCUGGGAUUUUUGCUCACCGUUCUUGUGAUCAUUUUGACCCCACGGGGUGAGAUCUUGCGUGGAGUCCCAGAUCGAGGGAGAUUAUCAGUGGUCUUGUAUGUCUUCCAUUUCCUAAUAAUUGCUCCCACAGUUGAUUUCUUCAAACCAAGCUGCUUACCUAUUGCAGAUUCAGUCUUCCCAGCCUGGUGCAGGUCUACAAUUUUGUUUCUGGUGUCCUUUGACAGCUCUUUGGUCUUAGCCAUAGUGGAGUUUGGAGUGUGACUGUUUGAGGUUGUGGACAGGUGUCUUUUAUACUGAUAACAAGUUCAAACAGGUGCCAUUUAAUACAGGUAACGAGUGGAGGACAGAGGAGCCUCUUAAAGAAGAAGUUACAGGUCUGUGGGAGCCAGAAAUCUUGCUUGUUUGUAGGUGACCAAAUACUUAUUUUCCACCAUAAUUUGCAAAUAAAUUCAUAAAAAAUCCUACAAUGUGAUUUUCUGGAGAAAAAAAAUCUCAAUUUGUCUGUCAUAGUUGACGUGUACCUAUGAUGAAAAUUACAGGCCUCAUCUUUUUAAGUGGGAGAACUUGCACAAUUGGUGGCUGACUAAGUACUUUUUUUCCCCACUGUACAUAGUUGCUAACAUGUGUGCACCACCACUGCUACCUGUAAUGCUCCACAUGUCUAGGUCGCUCACACAGGAAACUAAUCGCUCCUCCAUGCGUCACCCUAAUCUAUGGGUUUAUUUUCAUUUGUCUAGAAUGUAUUUAAGAUCUUAACAGAUUCCAGUUGUAUUGGAUGAAAUGUGAAUAGGGACAAAUCAAAAGGAUCCUAGUUAUGGUUGCAAAAGUCUGGUAACUUCCCCCAAAUUCCCAGGUUUUCCAGAAAUCCUGGUUGGAGUAUUCCAGAUUUCCUGCUUAUUUCUUUCGGAUUCCUGGAAUCUUCCAACUGGGAUUUCUGGAAAACCAGGGAUUUUGAAAAAAAAUUUGAAGAAAAAAUAAAAAGUAAUGUAAGUCGAUAAGAGCGUCUGCUAAAUGACUAAAAUGUUAAUGUAUAUUUUGGGAAAGUUGCGCUAGAUCCAAGUAAGUCUCACCCUCAUAAUUCCCAUGCUAAAGGAUACACAGUUCUGACUGCUGUCGUGACAGUCCCCUGACAUAAUGUAUGGAAGCGCGUCAUUGAAUUCCUCUGAAAAUAUUGAGAUGGCCUGAAAAUAGCUGCGUCGAGCAAUUCUGGUCAUUGACAGCAAUACCUUUUUUCUGAGUUUUCUUAUAUUUCUCAGAUAUAGGAUGGACACCUCAAUCUUGUUUCUUAUGAUUAAUUAUUUUACUGUAUAUUUUGCCAUUUAUUCAUGUGCUAUUCAAUGCGUUUCUAUGGGCUAUAGGAGUAAAGGCCAAAUUCAAUUUUUCGGCCCAAAAAAUAUAUAUAUGUAUUUUGUUAUACCUAGAGGGGUCCUAAAAUUGUAAAUCAAAUGGCUAAAUGAUACAUUUUAUGACCAUUUUAAAACAAUUCCAUACGUUAGUUUAGUAGAUAUUGCGAUUUAAGGACUUAGGCCUACAUGGGUUAAGUCUGGAGCUGUUUCCUGUGAGUAUAGAACAAACUGUUGCAUUUGAAGGGGCUCCAGUUUGGGGAAACUAUUCUUGUAGAACCCCAUUAUAGCACUCUUGUCUGAGAUACUGAUAAUAUACUGUAGGUUCAUACACAGAGAUCCUACUAUGUAAUUCUAUGGGUUCAUAUAGGUUGAUGUUGGGUAUAGUCACCCACUGUGAUAUUGAAACUACUUUAAUUAAGUACAGCUAACUUGAAUAUCGUUAAUAAAGCUUUACUGUAAAACAGACAAUGGAAAAACUUUCCCCAGGCAGACUGCUCGUCUGGUUCACUUCUGUUCUGGCACAUUAACAAUAUGGAUAAAACUGUUAUUUAAAGUUCCUAAACACAGACAGCUGUGUCUGUUCCUCUCUUGCAUUCUUGCGCUGCACAUUGGACCAACAAUAACAAUACCUUCAGCUCUAAUUCUCUAGCUCUUUCUGUAAUGUUUUGGCGUUUUAACCUUCAUACAGUAAUAUUUGUCUGAUUCUAACACAAUUUUACAUUUCCAUUACUGCUAAAUGUGAGACAUUACUGUUGAUAUCAAACUAACGAUAAAUCCAACAUCUAACUAAUGUAAUUUGAAGCAUGUGUAUUUUUGUUUUGAGGACAGUCUAGCCUCUCCACUUCGUAGUCCUUUGUGAUUGAUUGGUUGGUUGUGAUGAGGGUGAGAUAGCCAGCAGUGCAGUGUCUGAUUUAGUGCAGCCUGACUGUCCAGUGCUGAGCAGACCUGGGUUCAAAUACUAUUUGAAAUCAUUUCAAAUACUUUAUCUGUGCUUGGUUGAGAUUGCAUGGCUUAAUGGACCAAUAAAAUAGUCCCAAAACUGUAAACUCUGCCCAUCUGCAACUCCAGGCAGGCUAGAACAAAUGCUCAAAGUAUCUGAAAGAAUUCAAAUAGUAUUUGAAUCCAGGUCAGGUGCUGAGACCGAGUAGAUCAAUGGAAUGCGUCUUCAUAGGGAUUAAAAUAUCUUAGUCUUGUGACUUGCUUCCUGAGGAAUUUAUUUUUUCAGAGCUACUGGAGCAGAAACCAGUCAGCUCCAGUUCUGCUUGGAUGAGCUGAAACAAUGCAGAAUUUUUCUCCUUCAACAAUUACAAUAUGGGCAGUUUUACAGUAGUACCUGAAACUGUGACGGCGCUAAAACAUGGUUGUGUGCUGUGAGAGAAUCUUGGUGAAGGAAUUGUAGAAAUACCCUAAGACGAUAGGUUCUUCAGUAUCAAUGUGAUGAAACACCUCAGACAUCUGCCAGCCAAAUGCUACAGGCACGCACACACACAGACACUUGAGGCGGCCUCCCACCACCUAUGAUUUACAGAUCUUCAAACAAGGGUAUCAAGUGCACAGAUGUUUCCCGGCUCCCAGGAGGAGGUAAUGUGUCAGGGAGUUUGUUACUUUGUUCUGUUGCUGUCCCAGGCAGCAUCCAUCACUACUGAAGGCAAGAUCCAUCACCUCUCCUUAGGACUGCAUCCCAAAUGGCACCCCAUUCCCUAUAUAGUGCACUACUUUUGACCGGGGCCAAUAGGCACUAUAUAGGGCGGAGGGUGCCAUUCUUAUGCUUGUCCAGAUUGGAGCCUUUUCAAAUGUACUGUGUUGCGUAGGGGAAACUUGAUUUCUCUUUUAUCAGAACUGUGCACGUUCUACUCUAGUCAGUGUUUCAGCCCAAUGCAGAUGAUCAUAUGGUAUCUGUCCUGCUUCUGGAGCUUUCUGGAAGGAGUUAGGCAACGAUUAUUUGUCUCCGGUCUUUGCCCAGGGGAGCUACUGGCUCUGCUAGGUUUCAUUGCAGAGGGAUGUUUGUGCUGUCUCCUCUCUGUUGAUGUUCAAUGGAAAAGAAAAACCAGAAGCUCUACCAGAUCAGAGUUGGACAAUAUUGAUGUGUAAAUAAGUGUCCUGUGUGGCUCAGUUGGUUGAGCAUGGCACUUGCAAUGCCAGGGUUGUGGGUUCGAUUCCCACGGGGGACCAGUACGAAAAUGUAUGCACUCACUACUGUAAGUCGCUCUGGAUAAGAGCGUCUGCUAAAUGACUAAAAUGUAAAUGUUGGUCAAUGGGCGGUGUUUCAGGAUUACUGAUGUGGCAUAAUUGCAUCCUCUCCUAAAAAGUAUACACGAAAUACAUUCAUAAUAUGUUUCCUUUGCCAGAAUAGCAAGUGAAAACUCUUACUGGAAUUGUAGUUCCAUAUAUUCUACAGUAGACAGUGCAGUUGUCCAUCGCUAACCAGCCUAGUGUCACCACAUUUACAGUACAUGGCCUUUCUCUUCCCGGCAGGCACGGUUUUUGUCAUGCUCCAGAGCCAUGUUCUCAAUGAGAGGGGAUGCUCCUGUGAAGACAAGGAAUGUCCACCAGCAUGGAGGCAGGCAUCUGACAUGCCUCCAGCCUCUCUCUCCCCAGCCUCCUAGUCAUUUAAUGGCCUUCCAAGGGAAGAAAAAUGCUAUAUUACAUAAUUACGAGCCAGUAGGAAAAUAUAGGGGGAACAGCAUGCGAGGGAGGCUGUGAAAGGUAUGCCGCCAGAAACCUGAUGGUGGCUGAAAGUGCUCGCCUAUUGAAAGCAGAUGUGGACCACUGCUAGGCUAUUCCUACAAGGCUCCACCCUCACUCACCGCUCAGCUCACUCCUCUGACCAGUGUUGGAGAAGCGGACAUCUUUCUUCUUCUGCUGGUUACAUUCAAAUGUUAUAUUGGUUAAUGGCGUACAUUGUCGAUAUUGGCUACAUUUUGAAGGCCUUCUUCAUCGUCUCAUCCAUCCACUAGCCAUUGUUAGGAAUGGUAGUUAAACACUGGUGAUUGUCUUUUGCAUGUGUAAUUCAUAGCAGCUAUUUGGCAGUGUGGCUUGACAGUGUCAGCGAAGCCAGGAAAAAUAAAAGCUUGAUGUGAUGAAGACAUCAGGUUUUGUUGAAACAACAGUCAAAUACUUCAUUAUUUUCCUUGCAAUGGAAUGUUAGUUCAGGAUUAAACAUUAACUCCAUGUCCUUAAGUGAUGUGGGAUUCCUCACCAUCAUGUGGACAGUGGCUAUUCACAGCACUGUGAGAGUCAACUUAUUGAUCACUCAACAUCAUCAAAUGACCAGACAAUGCUCGGUUGUGGCGUUAUCAGUUUUUCUAUCUGGGAAUAGGGUGCCAUUUGGGACGCAAACAUACUGUAUUCUGACCCCAUCCAGUGGUAGAAAUCACAACUUUGUGUGAUGUAUGCUACGAUGCAGGUGGGAACACAUGAAUAGGUUCUGAUGUAUGUCCAUUGAGCCAGCGGACAAUUAUUCUCCUAGAGUCUCCGUCAGAGGCCAACGCCAGCAGUAAUCCACUGCAGGUGUCUUCCAGAAUACAAAGUUGAAAAGUCAUUCUGAGUACAAGACGUUAGAGAAUUACUGGGACAAAUAAACCACAGGCCUAUUUCUUGGGGAAUGAAAAAGACAAGGGGUUCGUCCCAAAUAGCACCCUAUUCCGUAUAUACUGCACUACUUUUGACUAAAGCCCUGGUCAAAAGUAGUGCACUAAAUGGGGAAUAGGCUGCCAUUUGGGACGUAGACAAGAAAACAACAGAUCAUGUUAUUGAUUUGGAGCAGCGACUGGUCUAAAGACACGAGGGAUCAAAAUGUCCUUUCUAGUUGCUUCACAUGGAAACAGUGCUGGUGGAAAUCGCUGCUUAUAUGAUUAAACUAACAAACUUUGUAGCUUCCCUUUAAUCAGUUUCUCUCUUCAUUACGAGGGGAUCAAGACCGCUUUUAUCCCAUAAGAAUUAGCCUUGUUAUAACAAGCAGUACCCUUGUUGUGGUGAUACAUUGGGUUCCAGUAGCAUGACUCAAAAAGAACUAGAGAGAAUAUUCCUGGCUUUGUUCCCUUUUUACUUGUCUUCUUCUUGCAUUCUUGGGUAUUUUGGUAGUCUUUAGAAGCUAGGUUCAUAUGUUCUGGCUGGAUCAGCAAUCAGGGCCCCUCCUCUGCUGUCAGUGCAUUGGACCAUAGUGUUGUCACAACCUUUGUUUUCAACCCGUAUUCUCUUUGUACUUGUGUCUGUUUUCUGGCUUGUAGAAACUUGACUCGGUGUGUAAACAACCCAGUGUUUUUCCUAUACUCCGCAUGUGAACUUGGUCAUUUGGGAUGUUUGAGGCCCAGAGCUUGACCACAAGAAGCUUUAGGAACGAGAAGUCUGAAGUCUGCUCGAAAUUUCUGUGGCACUGAGCGUCAAGCAGCUGAGUUUUCAAGGAAAUGCCAGUGUCUGUUUGAUUUAAUAACGACUUUAAACCUAAUACUGCUAUUUUUGGGCAAGCCUUCGGAGGACCGGGUACAACAGAGGUAAUAUUUGAUUGAAACUGAGUGAGGCUAGUUUGACAGGCUGGAAUGUGAGUGGUCGAUUACAGAGCAAGGCUGGACUUUCCUGCUUUUUUAGCUUGCCUCAGAAUUUUGUGUUCCAUAUGGAGUCAUUCUGUUAUUUACUAGCUGUCGAGCCAUAUUCAUUUGCAUGUUCAAUCUGAAAUGCGUUGCAGCGGUUAACAAUUUCGCUUUCUCAUUUGUUUUUCUGUUAAUUCAAAACAAGUUGUCUUUGUGAGGGGCUUGUAUUGGAUUGCAGAGUUUGGGUUUACCAUGGUUCUCCUCCGAAAUACAAUGUUUAAAGUCCCCGGGGUGCAAGGCGAGGAUUGUUGGCAUGCCACCAGUGGAAACACAGAGUGGGAGAGAGAAAGAGAGCCCAUCCACUGUCCUUAUUAGCUGUGGCCUCCGCCUGCAGAUUUGUGAUGCUUCAAAGACUUCUGAGAAAACAAGCUGUAGUGAGAUUAGGGAAGUCAACUAGAACUGAGAUGAGUCAGAGAAAGGUGGGAAACCUCCUUUCAGAUAUACGGGGAAUGUUAGAGGUGUUUAACAGAUCUUCUGUACCUGUUCAUCUCUGCUAGUUAACUUCCUGUACUGUUUCAGCACCCGUGCUGUACUCCACUCUUGACAAGUGGCAUGUUGAGUGAUGGCUACUGACCUGGGCCAUGUCGGGAAAAGAGCAGAGAGAGAAUUGAAAUGUCAGAAAGGACUAAGAACUUGAGUAAUGCAGUAUGCGCUAAGGAAAAGGAAAGAAGUUGGGGAAAUUAGGUUUAGUUGGAAACCAUAACACAGGGAUAAUAAAACAAUGUAUUUUUUGUAUUCUAGGAAGUAGGAAACAUUGAGGGUAAUCAGUAGCUUUCCAUUUCACUUGCUAGUUACUGAUAUCAAUGCUUAUCAUUUGUGUUUUUGUAAAUAUCAUUGAUUUGUAUCAGUUUUAAUUAGGCUAUGGGCCACUGAUUGUCAGUUUCACACACCCAGUGAGUUCCUGUGCUCUGACUCCAAUUGUAUUGAGAAGAUUAGGAUAAUGAAAAUGGUGGAAGUGAACACACACUAUGCAUUUGUGCCCACAUAGAGAUUGUCACGGAGCUGGUGCCCUAAUAUUUUGACCUGCUCAUUAAAAACCAAUUGUUGCUUAUGAAAACCGUUUGUUGAUUAUGAUAAGUGUUAUGUUCAUGGAAAUGUGAUACCUACACUGAGUGUACAAAACAUUAGGAACAUCUUCCUAAUAUUGAGUUGCAACCCCUUUUGCCCUCAGAACAGCCUCAAUUUGUCGGGGCAUGGACUCUACAAGGUGUCGAAAGUGUUCAAUAGGUAUGCAAGCCCAUGUUGACUCCUAUGCUUCCCACAGUUGUUAAGUUGGCUGGAUGUCAUUUGGGUGGUGAGCCAUUCUUGAUACACACGGGAAACUGUUGAGCAUGAAAAACCCAGCAGCGUUGCAGUUCUUGACACAAUUGUCUCAAGGCUUCAAAAUCUUUCUUUAACCUGUCUACUCCCCUUCAUCUACAAGUGGAUUUAACAGGUGACAUCGACAAGGGAUCAUAGCUUUAACCUGGAUUCACCUGGUCAGUCUGUCAUGGAAAGAGCAUAUUGUACAUACUGUAUGUUUCUAUGGCUUAUUUCCCAUCCUCACUGUAAAUAAACGCCUCUUCCUGGACAUUGCACCGCUACCAACUUGUCUGAAAACCUCCACCAUGCCACUUCACAGGGAUAAUAUUGUUGAUUUAACCGUAUCAACUGUUUUGUUUCAACCAUGACCAUUAACCACUGAUGCUCUAUUAUGUUUUGUAUAGUUAAAAUCCACUGAGGUACAUUCAUCUAUUCCCAGGUGAGAGGGCACCCUGAGCCCCAGGUCACGUGGUCCAGGAAUGGGAAAGCAGUGAUAGCUGGAGAGCGGUUUGUCAUGGAACAGAGUAACCGUGGAACAUUCAGCCUGGUGGUCCAUGGUGUCCAGGAGGAGGAUGCAGGGCGUUACACAUGUGAGGCCGGCAACGAUGCUGGGAGCCGCCAGGUCACAGUGGAGAUCACUGUAGAAGGUACAGCCGCAGCUCCUGUACUGUCCAAUAAACAAUGUCCCAAAUGGCACCCUAUUCCCUAUAUAGUGCAUUACUGUUGACCAGAGCCUGCGAUAGGGCUCUGUCCAGAAGUAGUGUACUAUAUAGGGUGUUAUUUGGAAGGCAACCUAACCCUCUCCAUCAGCCAAUCAGAAAUAAUAGCAUGGUCUGUUGACAAAUAAUUGGGCAGGGUCCACUGCCUUUGUAUCUCCUUUGAAAUGUAGCAUAGACUGUAGACUGGGAAAUGUGCACGGCCUCAAUAGCUCAUGUGAAAUUAAACCAAGACUGCGCCAGGUAUUUUAAACGGCACCACAUUUAUUUUACUCCGUAAAAUAUAUGUCCUAUCAUACGUAUUGUACAUAGGCUUUUAUGCUGUUCCCAAGUGAUGUUUUAACUCUAUGUAAUGAUAGGAAUAAGGUUUAAUAUUUUCUAAUUCCCUGUUCAGAAGGAACUCAUUAGAGUAACCGAUGGCAAAGGCAACAGAGGUUUCGUCCCAAAUGUCCCCCUAUUCUCUAUACUGUAUAGUGCACUACUUUUGACCAUAGCCCUAUAGGCCCUGGUCAAAAGUAGUGCACUAAAUAAGGAAUCUGGUGCCAUUUGGGAUGCUGCCAUUUAUAAUGUCCACAUGGAAGGCUUCAGGAACUUUUUCUUCCUGUUAGCAUAAGUGGUAUUGAAACAUUUUGAUUUUCAAAUUCCUUUGUGUAUACCAUGCCAGCUGUGCCUUUUCCAUUUCCAAUGGUUACACUGUGGAUACUUAGGUUACAUUAUGCAUGAAAGAGGGGGGCUAGCACCUACUACUUUCCAGGGAGAAAUAUGUAAACAUUGAUGUCCUCCACAUUUGUUCAGCUUUACAAGAUCAUAAACAGCUAUUUGGCCACCUCUGGCUCACUGAACACUAACAGAAACAUAUGGAGCAUGCCCUCUGUAACAAGGGGCAUUGUACUGAGAUCUGAAGCAUUUUUCAAAACUGCACAGUGCACAUUCAUUUACAUUACGUGCUGCUGGACUUGCACCAGCAAUAUAUUCUCUGUCUGUCUCCCCAAUGGCACCCUAUUCCUUAUAUAGUGCACUACUUAGGGAAUAGGAUGCCAUUUGGGACGCAUCUGAUGUUUCUUAUUCAUUAUCUGAGGCAUGUUUUCCAUCUCUCAUAGGGAACACAGGGAAGAAAUACAGCCUCCCCUCCUCCAGUAAAACAGGGUAAGAUCUAUGUCUGCGUCCCAAAUGGCACCCUAUUCCCUAUAUAGUACACUACUUUUGACCAGCACCUUAUACACCCUUGUCAAACGUAAUGUACUAUAUAGUGAAUAGGGUGCCAGUUGGAGCGCAUCCUUUCUUUGCAAAUGGUGGUAUCAUGGUGGUAUUUAAAUCAACCUUCCCUGUUUCAUCGUUCUAUCCCUUGAUGUAGUUUAUUUUUUUCCGAAUAUUGUUAAUCAAAAUGCAAUCUAAAUAUUGGGGUGGCUGCGGAUCCGACUUUUUCGGGAUCUUUAGUCCGCUGCACUAAAAGAUCCGGAGCUUCCCGAAGCUUUUGCGCAUGUGCGGAUCACAUUCGUGCAUGUGUAUGUUCUCUAUACGCAGAGAACAGGCUGCUCAGACGAAUGGUAAUGGUGCUCGUUUAAUAAAGUUAGAUCAAAGCUGAAUCAAUGUAUGCAACGGUGGCGAUCUGUGUCAUUUAAGAUUAGGGAGGACGUUUUUUUAAAUGAGCAUUGCCUUAUUUCUAUACAGCAUAUUGGAUGACUGUCAUUCAUAUUCCAUUCAUCCAGCUCAAUGUAACAUCGAUAGAUUUAGGCUACUACAUGAGGUUGCUACAACCUAGCCUACAAAUGAAAAGUUUAUAACAUAGGUGCACAGGUCAAGAGACAAAUUGGAGUAAUCAAGGUGACAGUCAGUGAAACAUUCAAUACCGCCUUGCACACUGCUGCAUCUAGCUGAUCUGGGGUGUAAUGAUUAGUCCAAACAGAUUCAAAAUGUUCAUGCUUAUGUAUGUGAGGGAUUUGUGUCGGAGUGACAGUGUAGUGUGAGUGUGUAUAUGGUGUGUGUAUAUAAAGUCUAGUGAGUGUGCUUUGGGUCAGUGUAAGAUAGUCAGUGCAGGUAGUUCGGGUACCAUUGAUUGACUAUUUAGCAGUCUGGCUAUUUAGCAGUCUUAUGGCUUGGGGGUAGAAGCUGUCUCCGAGCCUGUUGGUCCGAUAGCCGAUGCUCCGGUACCGUUUGCCAGACGGUAGCAGAGUGAACAGUCUUUUCGGUCCUUCCUCUGACACCGCCUGAUAUAGAGGUACUGGAUGGCAGGGAGCUCAGCCCCAGUGAUGUACUGGGAUGUCCGCACCACCCUUUGUAGCGCUUUGCAGUCAAGGGCGGUGCAAUUGCCAUACCAAGCGGCGAUGCAGACAGUCAAGAUGCUCUCGAUGGUGCAGAGGGCCCAUGCCAAAUCUUUUCAGCCUCCUGAGGGGAAGAGGCGCAGGCGUGCCCUCUUCACGACUGUGCGGGUGUGUGUGGAGCAUGUUAAGUCCUUAGUGAUGUGGACGCCAAGGAACUUAAAGCUCUCGGCCCGCUCCACAACAGCGCCGUUGAUGUGGAUGGGGGCGUGCGCUCCCCUCUUUCUCCUAUAGUCCACAAUCAUCUCAUUGGUCUUACUGACGUUGAGGGAGAGGUUGUUGUCCUGGCACCACACUGCCAAGUGUCUGACCUCCUGUAGGCUGACUCAUCGCCGUCGGUGAUCAGCCCUACCACCGUUGUGUCGUCAGCGAACUUGAUGAUGGUGCUGGGGUCGUGCGCGGCCACACAGUCAUGGGUGAACAGGGAGUACAGGAGGGGACUAAGCACGAACCCCUGAGGGGCCCCGUGUUGAAGGUCAGCGUGGCAGAGUUGUUGUUGCCUACCCUUACCGCCGGGGCCAAACUGUCAGGAAGUCCAGGAUCCAGUUGCAGAGGGAGGUGUUCAGUCCCUUGGUGAUGAGCUUGGAGGGGACUAUGGUGUUGAACGCUGAGCUGUAGUCCAUGAACAGCAUUCUCACAUAGUUAUUUCCCCUCUUGUCCAGGUGGGAGAGGGCAGUGUGAAGUGCAAUUGAGAUUGCGUCAUCUGUGGAUCUGUUGGGGCGGUAUGCAAAUUGGAGUGGGUCUGGGAUGAUGGUGUUGAUGUUUGUCAUGACCAGUCUUUCAAAGCACUAAUUACAGAUCUGAGUGCUACAGGGUGGUAGACAUUUAGGCAGGUUACCUUGGAGCUCUUGGGAACAGGUAGGUUCGCAGAUUAGCUUCCCUGAGACAGUUUCUGACAGUUUGUGCAGAAAUUCGGUUGUUCAAACCCACAGUUUCAUCAGCUGUCCGGGUGGCUGGUCUCAGACGAUCCCGCAGGUAAAGAAGCCGGAUGUGGAGGUCCUGGGCUGGCGUGGUUACACGUGGUCUGCGGUUGUGAAGCAGGUUGGACAAACUGCCAAAUUUUCUAAAACGACAUUGGAGGCGGCUUAUGGUAGAAAAAUGUACAUUCAAUUCUCUGGCAACAGCUCUGGUGGACAUUACCCCGAAAUGAUUUGAUAAAGAGAAAAUUUGCACCUGGUGUAUUCUACUAUCCUUACCCUCAAUAGUAAGUUAAGACCCUGGCAGAGUUCCCCUAGCGGCCGGGGACCCUAAGCAACCGCUUAUGGCGGCAGGUAGCUUAGUGGGUAAGAGAGUUGUGCCAGUAACCGAAAGGUCGCUGGUUCUAAUCCCUGAGCCGACUAGGUGAAAAAUCUGUCUGUGCCCUUGAGCAAGGCACUUAACCCUAAUUGCUCCUGUAAGUCGCUCUGGAUAAGAGCGUCUGCUAAAUGACUAAAAAUGUAAAAUGUUAUGCCUGGAACCGACCCUGCAUUGAUAUUUCACCUGUAAAACUUGAAGAAUGAUCAUGCAUGAUUGAAUGCGGUGAUGGUUUUGUCUUACAGUAACGUUAUACUAUGCUAUUAUUCGGAUCGGUUAUGUAGAAUACUGUCUCAUCAUGUGAUCUUGCAGACAUUGAUUCAGCUUUGAUCUAACUUUAUUAACCGAGCACCAUUCACCUGAGUAGCCUGUUCUCUGUGCUUAAAGUAGAGAGUAUAUACACUAAGUAUACAAAACAUUAAGGACACCUGCUAUUUCCAUGACAUAGACUGACCAGGUGAAAGCUAUGAUCAGGUUAAAGAAGGAUUUCUAAGCCUUCUAACUCAAUAUUAGGAAGGUGUUCCUAAUGUUUGGUAUACUCAGUGUACAUGCGCAGAACAUGAUCCGCACAUACGUAGAAGCUUCAGGAAGCUCCGGGUCUUUGGGUGCUGCCGACUAAAGAUCCCGAACAAGUCUGAUGGGCAGCCACGGCCUAUAACUAUAGUGAGUCAGUCACUCAUAUUACUAUAUUAAGUCAUUAUUCAAAUGGAAUUUGUUUGUUCAAGUGGUGUUUUUGAGCAGACACAUAUUUGGAUGCUGAGGUAGUAAGUGGUUGUGUUUUCUCUGACUCCAGCGGGCGGUUUGGAGUUUCAGCCGUGGAGAGCAUGCCCAGUAUCUGGGGGGAGAGCCCCCCCAAGUUUGUGACAAAGCCCUCACGCAUUUUUGUCCGAAUGGGACAGAGUGGCAAGUUCUCUGCCAAAAUCACAGGACGCCCACAGCCCCUGGUUACCUGGCUCAAGGUGAGACAGAACAGAGAGAAUGUUUAGUAAUCUCAGUAACUUUGCCAAAAUGUCCAGGUUUUUCAGAAAUCGCAGUUUUAAUAGUUUUUGAAUUAGGAGGGAAUACGCAUAAAAUCCAACCAGGAUUUUUUGAAAAACUGACAAUUUGGGGAAUGUUGCCAUCUAGACUUUGCAACUCUAGUUGGAACAGAGAUGGCGUAUUCUGUCUUUCAAAUAUGUAGGAUGGUGAGUCUUCAUCUCUGACAUCUCUCUCUUUCUCUCUCCCUCUCUCUCGCUUCCACUUUGUCACUUUUUCUCUUUGAUGGGUGUCACAGGGAGAUGAAGAGCUUCAUACUUCUUCCCACUUCAACAUGUUUGAGAAGUCGGGAGUCCACUUCCUGGAGAUCCGAGACGUGUGUGAGGACGAUGCAGGAAUGUACACCUGCUCUGUGGCCAACAGUGCUGGGAAGGCCACCGCUACAGCAGAGCUGAACGUUCAGGGUAGGGCAUUGCAUCCAAUCACACUGCAGCCAUCAGCCAUCAACACACAGCCCAAAUGUUCCAAAUGGCACUUAUUCCCUUUGUAGUGCACUUCUUUUGACUAGGGUCCACUAUAUAGGGAAUAGGGUGCCAUUUGGGACACAUCCACCGAGUGCUAUAACAUCACAGUAAAUCAUCAGCAUUGCCAGUUCUGAAUAUCGAGUUAUAUUUGGGAAAUUUUUCAGUGUGUAUCCUUUCCUUUUUAGGUUCAGGCAGUGAGGCUGGCAUGUGAGUAUGUAUCUCAUACAAUUCCCUGCAUUGUGAUAUUACUAACUGUGAAUACAUGAGCAACUCUUUUCGUGAGUUGUAUACAUUUCUACCAAAUAAUUCCACAAGAAUUUCUCUACAGUGAAAUAUUCAAUCCUUUGACAAUGUGUUACCUCUACAGCCUAGGUACCUUUGCUCCGGUGGCCCCUGUCCCCAAGACAACUGACUCACCCGAAGUCAAGCACACAAGUAACGGCCUGCUCGCUGACCGGUGCUCACCUACCAAGUCAGGAGACAGGACUGAGACCAGAGAGACCAGAGAGACACUCACCAGGGAGACCAAAGACAGCACAGAGCUGACCAAACCAACAUGGAAGACCACCGUGGCGUCUCCCAAGACCACCGUCGUGGUGUCUCCCAAGCCCCCUGCGGACCUGCCGGACGAGGCCCCUAGAAAGCCUGGGGUGGCAACCCCAAAGGAUGCCAGCUCCACCUCUCUGCAGCACCAUCUGAGAGGCCAGGGGGCUGCUAGGACCAGCCAAGACCCACACAGCAAAGCCCCUGAGAGGGAUACAAGGGAUAGGGUGAAGAACCCCCCAGUGGGAGUCCAGAGCCCCCCACAGCCAUCUCCAGAGCCCACUAGAGAGGCUAGAAGGCAGGCCAGAGAGAGCAGGUCAGCGAGGGCAGCAGUGACUGCUGGAGCUCCACCCAAAUUUGACUCUGUACCUCAGAGCCAGGACACUACAGAGGGGACCAAAGUCACAUUCAAAUGCCAAGGUGAUUCAAAACAUCUUAUGGUGUAUUAUACUGAACAAAAAUAUAAACGCAACAUGUAAAGUGUUGGUCCCAUGUUUCAUGAGCUGAAAUAAAAGAUCCCAGAAAUUGUCCAUAUGCACAAAAAAUGUAUUCCUUUCAAAUUUAUUUACAUCCCUGUUAGUGAGCAUUUCUCAAUUGCCAAGAUAAUCCAUCCACCUGACAGGUGUGGCAUAUCAAGAAGCUGAUUAAACGGCAUGAUCAUUACACAGGUGCACCUUGUGCUGGGGACAAUAAAAUGGCACUCUAAAAGGUGCAGUUUUGUCACACAACACAAUGCCACAGAUGUCUGAAGUUUUGAGGGAGUGUGCAAUUGACAUGCUGAAUGCAGGAAUGUCCACCAGAGCUGUUGCCAGAGAAUUUAAUGUUCAUUUCUCUACCAUAAGCAGCCUCCAACGUCGUUUUAGUGAAUUUGGCAGUACUGUACAUCUAACCGGCCUCACAGCCGUAGACCAUGUGUAACCACGCAAGCCCAGGACCUCCACAUCCGGCUUCUUCACCUGCGGGAUGGUCUGAGACCAGCCACCCGGACAGCUGAUGAAACUGGGGGUUUGCACAACCGAAGAAUUUCUGCACAAACUGUCAGAAACCUCCCAGGGAAGCUUAUCUGCGUGCUUGUCAUCCUCACCAGGGUCUUGGCCUGACUGCAGUUUGGCGUCGUAACCGACUUCAGUGGACAAAUGCUCACCUUCGAUGGCCACUGGCACGCUGGAGAAGUGUGCUCUUCAUGGAUGAAUCCCGGUUUCAACUGUACCGGGCAGAUGGCAGACUGUUUGCUGAUGUCAACGUUGUGAACAGAGUGCCCCAUGGUGGCGGUGGGGAUUUGGUAUGGGCAGGCAUAAGCCACGGACAACGAACACAAUUGCAUUUUAUUGAUGGAAAUUUGAAUGCACAGAGAUACCAUGACGAGAUCCUGAGGCCCAUUGUUGUGCCAUUCAUCCGUCGCCAUCACCUCAUGUUUCAGCAUGAUAAUGCACGGCCCCGUGUUGCAAGGAUCUGUACACUUCCUGUAGGCUGAAAAUGUCCCAGUUCUUCCAUGGCCUGCGUACUCACCAGACAUGUCACCCAUUGAGCAUGUUUGGGAUGCUCUGGAUCGAUGUGUUCCAGUUCCCGCCAAUAUCCAGCAACUUCGCACAGCCAUUUGAAGAGUGGGACAACAUUCCACAGGCCACAAUCAACCGCCUGAUCAACGCUAUGCGAAGGAGAUGUGUCGCAGUGCAUUAGGCAAAUGGUGGUCACACCAGAUACUGACUGGUUUUCUGAUCCACGCCCCUACCUUUUUUUAAAGGUAUCUGUGACCAACAGAUGCAUAUCUGUAUUCCCAGUCAUGUGAAAUCCAUAGAUUAGGGCCUAAUGAAUUUAUUUCAAUUGACUGAUUUCCUUAUAUGAACUUAUUAAUUAAUUUCCUUAUAUGAACUGUAACUCUGUAAAAUCUUUGAAAUUGUUGCAUGUUGCGUUAAACAUUUUGUUCAGUGUUUAUACUGUAUGUAUGUAUUUGUCAUGUUUAGAACCACAUUUUUACCAAUUCACUAAUACCAGUUCACUAAUAGUUCUAAGCUACUUUAUUAUUGCAUAUUUGACCCAUUUAGAUUGCCUGUUAAUGUGCUCUUCUAGUCUCAGGUUCUCCUGUGCCUGGCCUGAGCUGGGUUAAAGAUGGCUUCCCUUUGAGACCCAGAGCAGGGCUGAGCUUCCAGCAUGAUGGCAACACUCACAUCCUCACUGUGGACAACGUCCAGAAAAGGGACAGUGGGACGUAUGGAUGCACCAUUGCUACCAGCACUGGGAAGGUGUCCUCGACUUGGACCCUCACUGUCAAGAGUAAGUACUUAGGGCGUGUCCGAAAUGGCACCCUAUUCCCCCAGCAUUUCCCAAUCCUGGUCCUGGGGACCCCAGAAGGUGCACAUUUGUAUUUUGGCCCUAGCACUACACAGCUGAUUGAAAAGAAUCAAAGCUUGAGUUUAUUAUUUUAAGGUGUGUAGUGCUAGGGCAUUAACUAUAAUGACCCAUAGGACCCUGGUCAAAAGUGUUUGGAUGCAGUCUUACUGUACACACCGUGGCAGGAUAUAAAGGAGAACGGGAGAGCAGUGUUGUUGGUUUUAAUAGUUUGAACUAAAGCCCUUGUUGUGCAGAAUAUUCAUCACAUCAUCAUUUUCAGCUAACAGGUCUAUGGUUGAAGGUACAAUAGCUUAGACUUAAGAGUCUCCACAGUCUCCAGCUCUGCCUUUGGGUAAAUAAGCGUCUAAUUCAUUUCCCCCGGCUGUCUUAAUCAAAACAGGAUAGUGAUGAAGGCAGGCUAAGUGAGGUGAGCACAUCGACAUUUAGUUCAUUCCUCAGCGGCAAUGCUGAUUUGGGCUGAGUUCAACUAAAACGAGACUGUGUUGCUUUUGGACCUGUCCUAAACUGUCUGCUGUCUUUAACCAAAUAAAAGUUGGUUGUAUAUUUAACGAUAAUCAAAGUGAAACUAUUUGGAUAGGUUUUGAUAUCUGGUUGUCUAGUUGUUGUUUUGGUUUGGACUAAACAGACUGGCACCAGUCUACAGUGAGUCCAGCAUUGUUAUCGCUUUCCAUAAUACAGAACAGUGCCAUACACUAUGCAGAUUCAGUUUAUUUUGCUUGAGAUGAGCAGUCUUUUUGUUGGGAGUGUGCAUCCUUUUAGAAAUGACUGCAACAAUUCUUGUCUACCUAUGCCCUCUAUUGGAGAGAAGGAAAGAUUGCAUCUGGUCAUAUACCCAGUUUGCUAAUACCACGGUCGGUUACAUUUGUCAGUCUGGUCCCAAGUCAAGGUAGGUAUUGUUUGCGCCAGAUACUUUAGGCCAAACACUGGGGUAAAGUCUUAUGGUUGAAAUGGGCCAUUAGACUGACCAGUACCACGUAUUUCAAAUGUAAGGCUCCAAUGUAAUACAUUUAGGAUGUAUUCUUAAUAGUCCAUCUGUGUACUCCUUCCCCUGCAGACCCACGGCUGGAGGGCAAGCCUCCUGCGUUCAGCACUGUCCUGAAGGGAUGUUCAGUGAGUGAGGGCCAAGACUUCCUUCUGCAGUGUUCAGUGGAGGGGAAACCUCUACCUAACAUCUCCUGGCUCCUAAACGGUGAGAGAGCACAUCAUUAAACAAUUUUACGUUUGACUUAUAGGCGCAAUAAGAGGACACAACAUACUGAUUUUCCAUCUAAUCGGCUCAGGGAUUCAAACCAGCAAUCUUUCGGUUACUGGCCCAACGCUCUUAACCGCUAGGCUACCUGCCGCCCUGCAUCUCCCCCUGCAGUAACUAGGGAUGCAAAAUUAGAGUAACUUUCCCAUAAUUUCCAACUGGGAUUUCUGGGAAACCUGGGAAUUUGAGGAAAGUUACCGGAAAUGUGCAACCCUAGCAGUAACAGUCACCAUUGUCUAGUAGUUACAGUAUAUCCAUUAUACCCACUAGAGGGGGGUGAUGAUCCUGUUUUUCAAUACUUUGCACCUCAUUGGACGGACAGACGAAAAUCACUUCCAGGGAGAAGUGGUAGGAAUAAAAAAGUCUCUGUACUCAGAACCCUCUUGAACAGAUCAGCUAGGUAAGGGGGUGUAAUUUAUUGGAUGCGUUCCAAAUGGCUCCCUAUAUAGUGCACUAUGGGCCCUGGUCAAAAGUAGUGCAGUAUAAAGGUAAUAGCGUGCCAUUUGCGUGCCAUUUGGGACACAGCCAUUGUAAGUCUGCUACUGCUUUCCCUCUCAGCAUGAGGCCGGCCCAUCGGAGGACCACCAUUUCACAGGUCUGGCUGCUCUGCUGCUGAAGGCUCAUGUGGCUCUGUAGUGCGUCCAGAUCACACACAGAGAAUGUUUAUUUUUCAUCUUUAUCUGCUCCACAUAUAGAGCGUCAGGGGGAACCCCCUUGAAUGUGCAAUUUUGAAGGUCAUGACUCCAAAAUUGAGUCAUGCUAUCCAUAUCCCAUUGAAGUUGACAUUUUAAAUGGUUAAGGUAAGAGUUAAGGUUAAGGUUAGGGUUAGGGUAGGGGUUAAGGUUAGGGUUUAGCGCUGGGAGUAGGGAUGUCCUAAGGAACCCGAAUAGCAAUAACUAAAAUGAAAGCUUAGCAUGACAAUUGAUCUAGCAGAAUUCCAGCUGAACACAGUGAACACUGAUUUUUUUAUUUUUAUUAUUGUAGCUAGGUUAUUUUUAUCCUUCCAAAUUUAAUGAAGAUGGAUCACAAUCUCUUAAAGAGUUUGGUUUAGUCUGUAUCACCCCAGCCUAACUUGGCUGUCUCAACACUGUGAACAUUGUAUUUCUACAGUAUCAUUUGAGUUAGUUUUAUCUGUGCAUAUUGAAUUAAGAUGGAUCAUAAUCUGUUGAAGAGUUUGGUUUUGUCUGUAUCUAUCACCCGAGCCGAGCUUGGCUCACAACAUAGGCAAAUCCCCGCCUUAUCUUAGCUCAUUGGUCACCAUAGCAACACCCACCCGUAGUAUGCGCUCCAGCAGGUAUAUCUCACUGGUCAUCCCCAAAGCCAACACCUCCUUUGGCCGCCAUUCCUUCCAGUUCUCUGCUGCCAAUGACUGGAACAAAUUGCAAAAAUCUCUGAAGCUGGAGACUCUUAUCUCCCUCACUAACUUUAAGCAUCAGUUGUCAGAGCACCUUACCGAUCACUGCACCUGUACACAGCCCAUCUGUAAUUAGCCCACCCAACUACCUCAUCCCUAUAUUGUUAUUUAUUUUGCUCAUUUGUACCCCAGUAUCUCUAUUUGCACAUCAUCUCUUGCACAUCUAUCAUUCCAGUGUUAAUACUAAUUGUAAUUAUUUUGCACUAUAGCCUAUUUAUUGCCUUACCUCCAUAACUUGCUACAUUUGCACACACUGUAUAUAUAUUUUUUCUGUUGUAUUUUUUACUUUGUUUUGUUUUACCCCAUAUGUAACUCUGUGUUGUUGUUUUUAUCGCACUGCUUUGCUUUAUCUUGGCCAGGUCGCAGUUGUAAAUGAGAACUUGUUCUCAACUGGCUUACCUGGUUAAAUAAAGGUGAAAUAAAAAUAAAAUAAAAAAAUAAAAUAGGGCUAGAGUUCUUAACUCUGUAACUUUCAUUACGGGUCAAAGGUUCGGCCCCUGAACUUGUUUGUAAACUGAGGGUGGGUGUGUCUUGGCCAAUGUAAUUGUUUAUGUUUUGUUUUGCUUCGGUGGCCAAAUGUGUUUGUGAUUUGAAUUAUCCUCAUUAGAAAACAUAGCUGAAAAGGUUUAAAGGUCCAGUGCAGCCGUUUUUAUCUCAAUAUCAAAUCAUUUCUGAGUACCAAUUAAGUACCUUACUGUGAUUGUUUUUAAUUAAAAUUGUAAAAAAGAAACAAAAAUAGCUUCUUAGCAAAGAGCAAUUUCUCAAGCAAGAAUUUUGCUAGAACUGUCUGGGAGUGGGCUGAGUGGUGAGGGGAAAACUGAAAACUAGCUGUUAUUGGCAGAGAGGUUUGGAACUCUCUUUCUUAUUGGUCUAUUAACUCAUGUCACCAGGCAGGCCAAAGUUCCAUCCCAGCAAAACAGGAUGACAUUUCAGGCGGUCUUUUCAAACAGCUCUUACAGUACACUAGAAAGGCAUUAUUGUGAUUUUCACAAUUCCACAGAAUUAUUCCAACCUAAUAGUGUGGAAAUAUACAGUACCAGUCAAAAGUUUGGACACACCUAAAGUUGAAGUCGGAAGUUUACAUACACUUAGGUUGGAGUCAUUAAAACUUGUUUUUCAACCACUCCACAAAUGUCUUGUUAACAAACUAUAGUUUUGGCAAGUUGGUUUAAGACAUCUACUUUGUGCAUGACAAGUAAUUUUUCCAACAAUUGUUUAAAGACAGAUUAUUUCACUUAUAAUUCACUGUAUCACAAUUCCAGUGGGUCAGAAGUUUACAUACACUAAGUUGACUGUGCCUUUAAACAGCUUGGAAAAUUCCAGAAAAUGAUGUCAUAGCUUUAGAAGCUUCUGAUAGGCUAAUUGACAUCAUUUGAGUCAAUUGGAGGUGUACCUGUGGAUGUAUUUCAAGGCCUACCUCAAACUCAGUGCUUCUUUGCUUGACAUCAUGGGAAAAUCAAAAGAAAUCAGCCAAGACCCAGAAAAAUAAUUGUAGACCUCCACUAUUAUUCUGACAUUUCACAUUCUUAAAAUAAAGUGGUGAUCCUAACUGACCUAAGACAGGGCAUUUUUACUAGGAUUAAAUGUCAGGAAUUGUGAAAAACUGAGUUUAAAUGUAUUUGGCUAAGGUGUAUGUAAACUUCCGACUUCAACUGUACAUGAUUCCAUAUUUCAUAGUUUUGAAGUCUUCACUAUUAUUCUACAAUGUAAAAAUUAAGAAAAACCCUUGAAUGGGUAGGUGUGUCCAAACUUUUGACUGGUAGUGUAUAUAAAACAAAGGAAAAUCACAUUUUGUCUGCACUGGGCCUUUAAGAAGCCUUUUUAAAAUAGAGAUUUAAUCUUUAAACUCAAAUAGAAUUGAGUCGUUGCAGGUUUUAGAGAAGGAUCUCACAUUGUUUCCGUCCCAAAUGGCACCUUAUUCCCUUCAUAGUAUACUACUUUUGACCAGAGCCCUAUAGGCCCUGAUCAAAAGUACUGUAUUAUAUAGGGAAUAGGGUGUCACUUGGGACGUAGCCAUAGUUUCCACAAGGCCACUUCUUAGUGCUCCAGGUCUGAGCUGUUCGGGAACUGUUGAUGUUAUCCUCUUGUCUCUUGAAGACGGAUGGACAGUUAAUGGCAUCACACUUAUCUCAGGGAAGAGAAAUAGUCCCCGCUCGGUUGGAUCCCAGGACCAACCGAUUCACAGCCCUCUGUUCUCUUCUGUUCUUUCCGCUGGAAAAUACACCCACAGCCAUUAAACAAAUAUGAGGCCUAGGAACCAUAUAAAGGAAAAACAUGCAUCGCUGCCUCCUGAAACCUCUCCUGAAAUAUUACACCCAGCCAGACUUGGCAAGUGUUUGUGCACCAAAAGCAGACAUCUGAGACUCUCUCUCUCCAAGACUCUGACUUGUGCAGGCCGAUUAUGAAAUGCCUACCACCAGGACAUAAAAAAAGUCUGCCCUGGAUUUCAAAGUGAAUGCCCUUCUUGGGAUUGGGUGGUCCAGCACUGGGAGCGAGAUACAUUUAUAAUAGCGGAAGUGCAUAAAUAUGGCGGCCCCUAUGCAUUUAUCACAUAUGCCUUGUUUGCUAAGUUCACCGUAUUGUACAUUCCUCUCCGUUACUCUUUUUUUGUGUCGUCAUUAGCACAGUAUACAUGAUCUCAAUUUUAGUUCAAAGAUGCCGGGAAUUUGAAAAAAAAAAAAAAAAGUGAUUGUGCUGAUUUAUUUAUUGGUGCAUUGAACCAUGCUGUAGUUUCAAAACUCUGUGGAUCAUGCUAAAACAAUGACGUCAUAUCUGUAUUCUGACAUCUUUAUGCACCUUCGAGCAUCACAACUCAUCCAGGCUCAGUUUAACACAGAGCUAGCUAGCUGCCUGUCUGUGUAAACUCAGGCCUGCAGGGAAAGAUCAACACACAUAAAGGAACAUCUUGUGCUAUUGUAUCAAUCAGUUACAAGGUUUUUUACAUUAUAAGGUGUCUUAUUUUGCCUCAACAUAUUUAUUCAUUUUCAUGAGCGAUUUCACAGUAAACAUUUAUUAGUUUAAUAUGAAUGAAUGAAUAUUAGUCUCUUGAUUUGAUAGGAUUUACACAUAACAUGUCCCGCAUGAUAAACUGCUUAAUUUCUAAUAAUCUUUCUUAAAUUAUCUCUCUCCAUGUGAUACAGCCCAGCUUUACUUUUAAACCAAAAGAUUGCUCUUAGUGUAAGAUAAAGUCUUUUUGCUGGGAGUUGAUUGUGUUUAGGUGUUCCUCCUCGAGUGUGAUGCAUGUUCCUCUCCCCCCCCCCCCCCCCCCCCCCCCCCCCCCCCCCCCCCCUCCAGACAAGCCAAUGCCACAUGCACACUUUGCCUUUGAGAAUGGCCUGACCCAACUCACAGUCAAGGGUGCUCUGCCAGAGGACGAAGGCCAGUACACGUGUGUCGCUGAGAACAUCCAUGGGAGAGCAGUGUGUACUUCCAGAGUCAUCGUCAAAGGUGGGCUUGGGAGCCUCUACAGAGCCGUAUGUAUCAAGCUUCUCAGAGUGGGAUCAGCUCCCCCCUGUCCAUGUUCUGUUGUUCAUUAUGAUCCAAAAGUUAGAACUGAUCCUAGAUCAUGACACUUGAUACAUUCGGCCCCAGGUGUGCUUCUCUAUCCUUUGCAUCUUAGAGAAAAUACACAUUACACUGACAGUACAAAACAUUAGGAACACCUUCCUAAUAUUGAGUUGCACCCCCUUUUGUCCUCAGAACAGCCUCAAUUCGUCGGGGCAUGGACUCUACAAGGUGUCGAAAGCGUUCCACAGGGAUGCUGGCCCAUGUUGACUCCAAUGCUUCCCACAGUUGUCAAGUUGGCUGGAUGUCCUUUGGGGGGUGGACCAUUCUUGAUACACACGGGAAACAGUUGAGUGUGAAAAACCCAGCAGCAUUGCAGUUCUUGACACACUGGCACCUACUACCAUACCCUGUUCAAAGGCACUUCAAUAUUUUGUCUUACCCAUUCACCCUCUGAAUGGCACACAUACACAAUCAUGUCUCAAUUGCAAAAAAAUCAUUAUUUAACCUGUCUCCUCCCCUUCAUCUACACUGAUUUGAAGUGGAUUUAACAAGUGACAUCAAUAAGGGAUCAUAGCUUUCACCUGGUCAGUCUAUGUCAUGGAAAGAGCAGGUGUUCCUAAUGUUUUGUACACUCAGUGUACACCACAAUAGCUUUGGAAAUAUUUUCUUAGGCCAUGGAAAAGGUCUGUUUUACUAAAAUGAUGGUCAUAGAGGGGAAUGCCCAAUGGAUAUUCCAAGUUAUUAAAAUACAUUUAAAUUAAAUUACAUUUUUGAACAUCUGAACACACACGCAUGUCAAGCUGACAAAUUCUAUAAAUGUGCUAUAUAUAGAAACAUAUACUGUAUAUAUUUAAAUAUAAAUAUAUACAUAAUAUGAAUCUAAUACGCUCAGGCUAUUUUAAGGCUUAGCAAUCUUUUGGCUGCAUUGAGAAUGUGCUCAAUCCAUGAGAUAGGAAAUAUGCUUCUCUUCUCAGAAGAAUGAGCAUUUUACCAUUUACUAAAGCUCUGAAAUGUCUCUAUUGAGAGUACUUUAAGCCCUUUGAUAAGCAGCUCUGCUCUAAGAGAAUAGCUAUUUUAGGGCUCUGAUGUUGCAUUUAAGGAAACAUCUGCUCUCUCUGUUCCAGCAUGCAUCUUGUCUACAUCCCAAAUGGCACCACGUUCCCUAUAUAGUGCACUACUUUUGACCAUGGCCCUGGUCAAAAGUAGUGCACUAUAUAGGGAAUAGGGUGCAAUUUGGGACAAAAUCCUUGUCUUUCAGCACACACAGGGCUUCAUGGCAGAGGUUGAGCUUUUUAAAAUGUGAAAUACCAUCAUUUUCCCACACAUGCACUGUGAGUUCAGCAUGCAGCACAGGCUGAUCAUGACAGAGAGAUGGAGGGAAAUACCACUCGUUUGACUUGCUAGCACACCAACCAUCUUGUUCAUACAUUAAGAACUAAUGGCACUCAUUCAUUUUUAGUAGCAAAGAGAGCUAGAGCAGAGCGAGAGUAUAACUUUAAGGACAUCCACAAUCAACACGUGGUAAUGGAAUAUUUUUGGAAUCUGUUUGGAAGCACUUUCUAUGAAGUCCUUUAUAAUGCAUUAUAAUACACUUAUAAUGUGUAACAGUAUGACACUGACUACAGAUUAACCUUCACUCCAAUCUGAUUAAGAGUCUCUUUCUAAAGACGCUUUGCCUGUGUCAGUCACAACCAUCACAUCUUUAGAUACAGAACAACGCUUCAUGCAGAUGGGCAAGCUGCAAGCCAAGUGGCCAUUGAUUUGCUUGGCAAGUUGGCAUCACACUGAACCUGUGAGAACAAAUAGAUGAGGGAUUGGUGCCAGUCUAAUUGAUGCCAGUCUAAGAGGGAGGGUGAGUCUGCUAUGUUCAACACGGCUAAGAUAUUGUAGAAGAACAGCCAUGGCAGUGUUAGCUGUAAGUUAAGAUCAUCAUACUGUACAUGUACCUACAGUAUAUGACAGUGGAGGCUGCUGAGGGGAGGACGGCUCAUAAUAAUGGCCGGAAUGGAGUGAAUGGAAUGGUAUAAAACACAUGGUUUUCAGCCAUUAUUAUGAGCCGUCCUCCCCUCAGCAGCCUCCAAUGGUACAGUGGGGAAAAAAAGUAUUUACUCAGCCACCAAUUGUGCAAGUUCUCCCACUUAAAAAGAUGAGAGAGGCCUGUAAUUUUCAUCAUAGGUACACGCCAACUAUGACAGACAAAAUGAGAAAAGAAAUCCAGAAAAUCACAUUGUAGGAUUUUUAAUGAAUUUAUUUGCAAAUUAUGGUGGAAAAUAACUAUUUGGUCAAUAACAAAAGUUUCUCAAUACUUUGUUAUAUACCCUUUGUUGGCAAUGACACAGGUCAAACUUUUUCUGUAAGUCUUCACAAGGUUUUCACACUGUUGCUGGUAUUUUGGCCCAUUCCUCCAUGCAGAUCUCCUCUAGAGCAGUGAUGUUUUGGGGCUGUCGCUGGGCAACACAGACUUUCAACUCCCUCCAAAGAUUUUCUAUGGGGUUGAGAUCUGGAGACUGGCUAGGCCACUCCAGGACCUUGAAAUGCUUCUUACGAAGCCACUCCUUCGUUGCCCGGGCGGUGUGUUUGGGAUCAUUGUCAUGCUGAAAGACCCAGCCACGUUUCAUCUUCAAUGCGCUUGCUAAUGGAAGGAGGUUUCCACCCCCAUGCUUCACAGUAGGUAUGGUGUUCUUUGGAUGCAAUUCAGCAUUCUUUGUCCUCCAAACACGACGAGUUGAGUUUUUACCAAAAAGUUCUAUUUUGGUUUCAUCUGACCAUAUGACAUUCUCCCAAUCCUCUUCUGGAUCAUCCAAAUGCACUCUAGCAAACGUCAGACGGGCCUCGACAUGUACUGGCUUAAGCAGGGGGACACGUCUUGGACUGCAGGAUUUGAGUCCCUGGCGGCGUAGUGUGUUACUGAUGGUAGGCUUUGUUACUUUGGUCCCAGCUCUCUGCAGGUCAUUCACUAGGUCCCCCCGUGUGGUUCUGGGAUUUUUGCUCACCGUUCUUGUGAUCAUUUUGACCCCACGGGGUGAGAUCUUGCGUGGAGCCCCAGAUCGAGGGAGAUUAUCAGUGGUCUUGUAUGUCUUCCAUUUCCUAAUAAUUGCUCCCACAGUUGAUUUCUUCAAACCAAGCUGCUUACCUAUUGCAUAUUCAGUCUUCCCAGCCUGGUGCAUGUCUACAAUUUUGUUUCUGGUGUCCUUUGACAGCUCUUUGGUCUUGGCCAUAGUGGAGUUUGGAGUGUGACUGUUUGAGGUUGUGGACAGGUGUCUUUUAUACUGAUAACAAGUUCAAAUAGGUGCCAUUAAUACAGGUAACGAGUGGAGGACAGAGGAGCCUCUUAAAGAAGAAGUUACAGGUCUGUGAGAGCCAGAAAUCUUGCUUGUUUGUAGGUGACCAAAUACUUAUUUUCCACCAUAAUUUGCAAAUAAAUUCAUAAAAAAUCCUACAAUGUGAUUUUCUGGAUUUUUUUUCUCUAUUUGUCUGUCAUAGUUGACGUGUACCUAUGAUGAAAAUUACAGGCCUCUCUCAUCUUUUUAAGUGGGAGAACUUGCACAAUUGGUGGCUGACUAAAUACUUUUUUUCCCCACUGUAUAUGAAUACUGUAAGGUGUGAUGGUUUCUUUUUACUAUUGAAAUGCCAAUGGGAAAUGCAAACAUUUUAUAUAGAAUUUUAAACAGAAUAUUGUUGAAUAUUGCAUGCCUGAUGAUUGGUAGAGGAUGUCCCACGCAGUUAGGCUCCCUGCAUUAUUAUUCACUUUUGUUUAAAGUUACUGUCGGUCCCAAAUGGCACCAUAUUCCCCACUACUUUUGACCAGGGCUGACGAAAGCCCCAUAGGCCCUGGUCAAAAGUAGUACACUAUAAAGGGAAUAGGGUGCCAUUUGGGACGCAGACUGAGGCAGCAGUCAAGCAGGACUUUUUAAGCAGCAGUGCUGAUGGAAACAUGCUGGAGAUGCCUUGGAUCUCCCUCUGGCAUGCUGGAAAUGUAUACAGACAGUGGGCUGUGUUUAUGACAAGCCCUGUCUGUCGGGUCCUGACGUCCACAAGGUUAGGGCCACUAGAUUUAUGAACCUGGGGAUGGGAGGAUGGGGAGGACGAGGGGGUGGGGGUUGACUCUACGUAGAACCAAACGCCAUACAUGGUGCGCAUGAAUCAAGGAGUGAGGGACAAAAAGGUCCCCUUGCUCCGUCUCUCUCGGUCUCUCUCGGUCUCUCUCUCUCUCCUCAGGAAGCCCUCCGCAAUAGAGAAGUCCCUCGUGAAAAUGGGCCUUUUCCGCUCAGAACAGCUUGUGCUCUUGCUCCCCAGUCUCUCUUAUUUUGAUAUGAUGUGAUUUCUUUCUAUGUAAUUGUAUUGUGAUAAUACAUGUUUUUAUCAUUACAUUCAACUUAGCUUUUUACCCCAUUAUGACUAAAGUGUAAUGAUGACUCAAAUAAUUUGAUUUUGAACUCUCAUGACUCUUAAAGACCUUGGCAAGAACAUCGUCCUUAUCCCUUAAGUCCUAUGGUCAUCUUUAAUGAGAUUAUCCAAGUGUUUGCUUAUUCAAGACAUGUACCUCACAUGUUUGCCAGUAACAUCACAUCAUCAGUCAUUUGGAAUGUCCAAAUCGUCUCUGUGAUGUGGUGUUUAGAGCACAGGUCUAAAGGGUGAUUGAGCUGUAAUUGGAGUACGGUAAUGCGUCCGAUCAAAAGUAGUGCACUGUAUUAGGGAAUAGGGUGCCAUUUGGGACGCACUCUUGGUAAUGUUCAGGACGUAUCUCAUAUUCAUAGGCUGCGUCCCAAAUGCCACCACAUUCCUUAUUUAGUGUAUUACUUUUGACCAGGGCUCUGGUCACAAAGGUAGUGCACUAAAUAGGGAAAAGGGUGGCAUUUGGGAUGCAGAAAUAGCAUUGCGUUGUGCUCUGGAAACUUCUCCAGAUGGCAAGUCUGUAGUUAUGGAUGAAAUUCCACUCCGCUUCUGAGGAUGACAAAAUUAAAUUAAUGUAGGAGGAAUUCUAUCCUAAUAAUAAUUCAAUCUGACUCCAUAAUCAUGUGUCAUAGGCCCUGUCUCUGACAGAUAUAGCAAGAUAGCUAAUCGUUGCAUCACUACACUCUGAGACUAUAGCGUGUCUAUCUUGUACCGUUAUGGAAUUAGCAAUGUUCAGAUACUUGUGAGCUGUUUCAAGCUAUCAAAGUUCUCGCAUUAAUUAAUUGAGUGAAGUUUAGAGCAGGGAUGUCAAGGUGGAACCCAAGUAUUCAAUGUGUAAUGUAAUUAUAUUUAUCAGUAGUCCAUAACAUCAAAACAAAGAAUGUUACUCUGAAUUACAAGGACUACAGUAUGAAGCCAAUUUAAAAGUGAUAAAGAUUUAUUACAAGUAUGCAAUAAGAAUAUAAUUAUCAAAGAUGUACAUACCAUAAGUCUUCAAAGUAACAAUGUAGGAAAUUGUCUGUCUAGUAACAUAGCAUAUACACCACACUAUGGCAUAGGUCCUCAAAGUAUAGCCAGGAGAUUUGCAAUACAAGUUUUCAAUGAAUGAAGCAACCUAUCAAGCUUUUAUCCUACCUAGGGCGAACUCAAUUUCAAUGGCCCCCAUCGUUUAAUUAGCAUCACUCUGCUGGCCAGGAAACAAUAUAACAAAAGGCAUAAAACUUCACAAUCAUUCUCUGAACCUAAUCAACACAAUCAAUCUAAAUGAAAGGAGUGCACAUCUGUGCUGCUCCUACUUUGAACUGACCGCCGUUCGGCGACCAGUUUAGUUCAGCAACUCUGUAAAGAUAAAUCCUUAACACGUAUAGCCCAGUGAGUCAUAUACAAAUUUGCAGCUCUUUAAGAGCUAUUGAAAGGAUCCAAACAUGACAAUUUAAUUAAUAAAGUUAGAUUCAUUAGUCAACUCAAGUUUAAUCAGUCUUCGUGCCUCUGAGGCUGUCAGUAUCCACUGGGCUCCAUAGGAAUGUCCUGCCCCAGAGAAAGCCACUGGCGAAGGUGUGCUUCACUCCUGUGAUGUGUAAAAAUAUGGCCAUCUAUCUGGACAGUGCCAUAAAUCGUGAUCAAAUCAUCACACUGUGCCUUGGCGCCGGCAAGUCGCCGACGUGUCUUCAUCACCACCUUCAUCAUUGGUCACCCUCUAAUUCUUCCACUACAAGUCCAUGUGAGGAUCAGCUGUACACUUGUAACAUUCUGCUCCAGAGCCUCUGAAAGUUUUCAGAAUAUAUGCAUGGCUGCCAAUGUCAUUGAGAACACAGUUUUCCACAAAUUCUUUGGCAUUGUUUCUCCAGUACUGUAGGUUUCAGAUGUCCUGGCUGCAGUAGAUUGCCAGACAGCUUAGUUCUGGAUGUAGGAGAGCUCUUGCUUUAUCUGAACGAGCAGCGACUCCCAAGAGAUGCACUGGGCUCCCAUAGGGCUCAAUUCAAAAGUAUUGCACUACAUACAGGAAAUAGGGUGCCAUUUGAGACGCUCUAUAAGAAAUCUGCUCCAGACUCUAUAUAUAGUAUUCCAAGAAUCCAUCUAGAAUAACUAUUUAUUUAUUGGGGAAAAGCUGAAUCUCAAGUUGGUUGUCUUGGCUUGGUGUGCUGCUUAGUGAAUUACUCAUGUUCUGAAUUAAAGUAACCCUGCUAAUGUUAUUGUUAAAUUUCAGCUAAGAAAAGUGUCAAGAGGAUGGGCUCUCCAAAUGCAGUUGACACCAAGAAGCCAUUGAAGCCUUCUGCCCCUGUAUUCCUACGAGGUCUGAAGGAUCUGAAAGUCAUGGACGGUAGCAAAGUCAUCAUGACCGUGGAGGUGACAGGUAAGAGAAGGCCUCGUCUCUCCUCCUCCUGGGUCGUAUUCAUUAGGUACCAAAUGGAAGAAAACGGACUGAAACACGGAGUGACUACCUAGACCAGGGGUGUCAAACUCAUUUUAGCUCAGGGGCCACAUGGAGGAAAAUCUAUUCCCAAGUGGGCCGGACCGGAAAAAUCAUGGUAUAUAUAACUUAAAAACAACAACUUCAGAUUGUUUUCUUUGUUUUAAUACGAUCAACAUACAACAUAAAGCUGGAGCCUGAGGACAGUGUGUCCAAAAUAGUACAAGCACAACAUCACUAUUAAUCAUAAAACACGUCAAGUUUAUUUGAAAAUUCUAAAGAAAAAGAACACAAACACACAAUGCCUCAGUGAUUAACAGAACUGUUUCACAGAUCACAGAACUAUAUCAGGGUGUCAUUUCUCAGGCAGAAAUGUAGAUACAAAUAAUGAAAUCCUGUUCCCCAAACAAGUGCAAGAACCACAGAGUCAAGAAUAGGUUAAAUAUACAAAUAAAAUAAAAUCAAUUAAAAACAAUAGCACAUCAACAUAAAAACAUAUAAACAUAAAUCUGAAAGCGUUGCUCAAACUCCCGUAACAGUCCAGUUAUUUUAUCUUUGAACCGCUUCAUGUCUGCCACAUGUUGGGUCGCGCACACAUUUUUCAGACAGGGGAAGUGAGCUGCAUCACCACCGGCAAGUUGCGUCUCCCACAAUGACAGCUUCAACUUGAAAGAACGUAUGCUGUCAUAAUACUGCGUGACAACUUUGUUGCGCCCUUGCAGCUGUUUGUUCAAGUUAUUCAGGUGCUCUGUAACAUCCACCAUAAAUGCAAGGUCCGGCAUCCAUUCUGCGGAAUGAAAUUCUAACACUGGUUUGCCCUUUUCUUCCAUGAACUGUUCAAUUUCUUCUCGUAAAUCAAAGAAACGCCUCAGCACAGCACCUCGGCUUAACCAUCUUACCUCAGUGUGGUAUGGCAGGCCAUAGAUGUGGUCUUUCUCUCUGAGAAGGCUGUCAAACUGACGGUGAUUCAGGCUUCUGGAUCGGAUGAAAUUAACAGUUUGGAUGACCACCUUCAUGACGUUAUCCAUCUUUAAUGACUUGCAACACAAAGCCUCCUGGUGCAAAAAAGUUCAUUCACCUUCUCUCAUCUCCGCUGUCCUUGAAAGUUGUCAUAUUUGUCAGCAUGAAGACUCACAUAGUGGCGACGAAGGUUAUAUUCUUUCAGCACUGCAACAUGCUCUGAACACACCAAACAUACAGCUUUCCCAUUCAAUUCCGUGAUUAAAUAGGAUGACCAUUUUUCUUGGAACACUAUGCACUCUGCGUCCACUUUUCUCUUUUUUGACAGAGACAUAUUGGGGCAAUGAGGGUGCCAAAGCACAUAAUGUUAAAAGUAGAAGCCGUAAUAAAUAUCGCGGGCAAAACAAAGUAGCUCAUUGGCUGCACGUGCUUGACCUACUUGCUCUGCCCCGGUAUAAACAGUUUGCUUGCUUAACACAAUUGCUAUUGCGCCAUCCAGUGGACGCAAUUGGAACAGCAGUUUAUUUUAUAGAAAAAUUGCAGCGCAUUUUUACACUUAAGAAAUGUUAUUUUUUUUUAAUUUUUUUUUUUAAUCAUCUCGCAGGCCGGAUUAAACCCGUUUGCGGGCCUGAUCCGGCCCACGGGCCGUACGUUUGACACCCCUGACCUAGACUAGUCCAAUAAAACCGCUUGUUUUCGUAUUCUGUUGAAAAGCAUUUUGUAACAGUGUGCCACAAUGAAUACAUACAACCCUGGUCGGUGUCUUGUGUUGGCCCUUAUUCCAAUUAAUCCAACUGGAAAACUCGGAACUUUGGUUUUGUUUUCAGUAUUUUCAGCGACUCUGUUUGCUUUAGACACUGGUAUUUCCUGCUCAUCCCCCCCAGAGAUGAGUUGUUUGGUUUUCAGUUCUUUCUGCGUUUGCAUUUCCUUCCAACGUGUGACCUGAGGGGUGGGCAGCCUCUCGGAGUAUUAUCAUUUAUUCUUAUAUAAUCUUCAUCAUCCCACUUCCUGUGUGUGUGAGAGGUUGUUCGCAUGAGGCAGGAGUCGCUUGUUAUACGGCAUAUGGUUUACCUUAUUAUUCUAGGCCUUUCAUCAUUUAAUGUAAAUAGUGAUGGAGUGGGAUGGUCUCUCACUGUAUUUUCUUAUGGAGAUUUAUGAUAACAGUAAUCCACAUGCAAUUUAUUAGAUUAGAUUAGAUCAUGCAUCAUACCUAUGUGGAAAAUGCAUAAUAUUAUGCAAGACAAUUCUAAAUCAUAGCAUGUGUUAUGUAAUACAACCUGUCAUAACAUGUAUAUAAUAAUUUCAAGUGAUAGUUCACCCAAAUUACACAAUUACAUAUUGGUUUCCUUACUCAGUAAACAGUCUGACAGUAAUCCAUGCUUUGGCUUUGUUUACCUAGCCACCGUCUCCAAAUGCAAACUUUUUUUGCAUUUUUGUCCAAAAAUUAUCCAAGCAAUUAGUAUGUUUUGCGUUUCAUGUCCAAAUCAUUUUAAAGUAGCUUUAUUGAGCUAAACGAUACAUUUUAGAAACUUUGAGAUGAUUGGGGCAUGAAAUGUGAAAAAUGCUAAUUUCUAGGAUAAUGAUUUGCAUUGGUCUUUGGACAAUAAUGCAAAAAAGUUAUCAUUUGGAGACAGUGACCAGGUAAACAAAGCCAAAUAAUGGAUUUCUGUCUUGUCCAAACACAAGGUUUAAUGUAACAUUUUGUGGUCAUAGGGAAUCCUCAUCCAGAGAUUGUGUGGCUCCACAAUGGAAAGGAGAUCCAGGAGUCGGAGGAUUUCCACUUUGAGCGGAAGGGGAGCCAAUACAGUCUGUUCAUCCAGGAAGUCUUCCCUGAGGACACUGGGAAGUACACCUGUGAGGUGUGGAACGAAGUGGGAGAGGUUCGCACCGAGGCCUCACUCACUGUACAAGGUAGGCUAGUAGCCUAGCUAACUCCACCUAAGCUAGCUCAGUAUGUCUGGUGAAAUAUCUCUAGCAGAUGUAGUUUAUGCCUCAGGUUUUCCAGAUAUCCCGAUUUAGAGUAUUCCUGGAAUCAGAGAAUCAGGAGGGAAUAAGUUGGAAAUCAGGGAAUCCUCCAACCAGGAUUUUCUGGACAAUCUGUGCAUUUUUGAAAAGGUACCAGAAAUUCACAACCCUAUUCAUGCAAUAAUGUUGUCUCUGUCUUUGUGUUCCAGAACCCCAGGAUGGGGUGCAGCCCUGGUUCAUCACUAAGCCCAAGUCCACCACUGCCUCCCUGGGGCAGAAUGUCCUGCUAUCCUGUGCCAUCGCUGGGGACCCCUUCCCCCAGUGGACCUGGAUGAAACAGGGCCAGGUGGUGACCACUGGGCUGGACUAUGAGAUUCUGCAGAAGGAGGACGUGGUGUCUCUGCUCAUCAGGCGAGUCAGGUCUCACCACGCCGGGGACUACGAGAUCAGCCUGAGGUAGGCUUCUGCGGUGCCAUUUAAGAUGUGCUGGACUCCUUAUACAGUAGAUGACUCCCUUCUGUAGUAUCGGGAGAAGGAGCUGUUUAUGUUGGAACACAAUAACACUGUCAUUUACAGUAUAACAUACUAUAAGGUAGUGGUUCUUAAACUGGGGGUCCCGACCUCCCGGGAGGUUGCGAGAAGGUUUUGGGGGGUCGCGAGUGUGAAACUGAAUGGGAAAAAUACAUUUUCCAAACAUAUUUUAAUAAGCUACAUAUUUUAAAUUUAGACCUUUGCUUAUUCGAUCUGGUUACUAACAUAGGCCUACAGUACUGGAUCAAAUUCUUCUUAAAAAACAUCUCUGUGCUUCAGAACCAAAAAGUUGCGUGUCUUAACUGUUGAUUAUGACCAAAGACCAGUCCUCACCAUUGGCACGCAAAGGCGGGCGCCCAUAUCCAGAUUAGUGACCAGAAGCACUUGUUUAAUUUUCUCCGGUUUUACCUGGCAAGAACAUUGUACGUUUAUAUUAUCCAUAUAAAAUACUGUUUAGCAAUCUGCUACAGGCGCAUCCUUGCCAGAACGAUAGGCUACCUUGCGAUAUCAUUGAUCAUUUUCAUAUUUCAGAUAGGCCAAGUUUGGGUGGCUACUGGCUAUAUGUCUAAAUAUUGCUGUAACAUCGCACUGCCUUCAAUACUUAUGGCUGAAGAUGUAAAAUGUUCUGCCGAAUUUAUUAUGAUAUUUGUGAGGAAGAAAAGACUACAGACAGACCAUACUUUUCAUCCGAUCCUGCAACCUCCGCUGCGUACAGGUAGGCCGUAUGAGCCUAUCUGCUUGCUCUGGAUUCCAGAGAAGUGACAUGAUAUCCCUAGUUGAUAUUGGCUACUAACAUGAAUGCCUUUCAGCUCAAAAUGUAAGUGUAAAACAUAGCUUAUUUCUGUAUCUUGCUUUUUGAAAAUGUGCGCGGGUCAAAAAGUUGAGGAACCACUGCUAUAAGGUACUACUCCUACAUGUCUGCCUCUGACAAAGUUUCAUUUUAAAUCAAUGUUUUGAUUGAUGAUUAUAAUACAUGGGUUAGUGUGAGGGUUACAAAUCCAAGACCGGCAUCACUGAGACACAUAGCCUCUUCUUGAUUUGGUCUUAAAAGCAAGUACCAGUAGUUAAAACACUCCCCCUCCCUAGUUGUCCAUUCACCUUCUCUCUCUCUUCUUCUAGGAACAAAGUGGGCGACUGCAGUUGUGUUGCCACUCUGUUGGUCAGUGAGGGUGCAGUAGUGUCCGGUGGAGAGCAGCAAACGUAUGUAGCCAGCUAUCCUACUGCUUUACUGUCGAGGCCCCUCAGCCUGGGCUAUUUUUGCCUUCCCCUCUCCCGCCCCCCUCCCCAGACCCCGGUUUCAAAUCAGUUUAAACCCUGAAUAUAACCAAAUAAAUUGUUUACAGUACCUCCUCCAGCUGUGCCAUUGUUCAAAGCCAGGGGCUGGUUGCCCUUAUAAGGCUACUGAAGUCAUCUCUGAUGUAACAUCAUGUUGAGUUGUGGUCCCCCCCCCCCUCAAUUAACCAGUGGAGGCCGGGGGCUUUUAAACGACCCCUGUUUUUUUCCUCUUCCGCCCUCUCUCUCUGUGCUACUGCAGGCUUGAGCCUUGUCAGCGUGUGGGAGGAGUGGACGGGACAGUGCGAGGCAGAGGAGCACCGAGCAGCAGCACUAGCAGCAGCUCCAUUCAGCAGCAGCAGGAGCCAGUGGAGUCAGAGGAGCCCAGCGCAGCUCGGGGACUCCUGAAGAGGCGCGUGGAGACCAAGGAGCACUGCGAGGACCAGAUCCGCCUGCAGGAGGCCGAGCAGCGCGACUUCCGCACGGUGCUGGGCAGGAAAGUCACCACCAAGAGUGUCUCCGAGGAGGAUCUGAAGGAGAUCACGGCGGAACAGAUGGACUUCAGGAGCCAGCUCCAGCCCAGAGGGGUCAAGCCCAAGACCCUGUCUGAAGAUGAGAGGAAGGUCAACGCUCCCGCGCAGGUGGACUUCAGAGCCGUCCUGGGGAAGAAGGGGGGCGCCGUGAAACCAGGCGCUGCUCCUGCCGAGAAAGGAGAGCCUGCAGAUUUCAGAUCAGUUCUGGCCAACAAGAAGAAGCAGACAAGCUUGGAGAACAACGGGGAGAGCCCUGCUCCAGCAGCAGUUCAGUCCCUGGUAGCAGCAACACCCAAAGCUCCUGCUUCUUCCCCUGACAAGAAAGAGAAGGAGAAGAACACCGUCAACUGUGUGGAUGGUGGGAUUAUUGAUAAGAAGAACAACAACAUUGGAAAGGAGCCAGUGUUCAGUCAGAAGCUGAGUGAUGUGAGCGUGGUGGACGGAUCUUGCCUGCGGCUACAGUGCCAGGUGACCUGUGACCCCCCUGCUACUACUACCUGGACUCUAGACGGGAAGGUCAUCAAGCCCUCCAAGUUUAUCAAGCUGUCCAACGAAGGUAAAUAUGUGGCCUACUACUAAACCGACCAUGUCUGCCUCCCAAAUGGCACCCUAUUCCCUUUUCAUAGUCCAGAGCCCAAACGUAGUGCACUACAUAGGGCAGGGGUAUUCAACUCUUACCCUACGAGGUCCGGAGCCUGAUGGUUUUCUGUUCUACCUGAUAAUUAAUUGCACCUAUGUAAAUCAGUCCCUGAUUAGAGGGGAACAGUUAAAAAAACGCUGUGAAACUGGCUUCAAGGUCCAGAGUUGAGUUUUAGGGACAUGGGGAAUAGGGUGCCAUUUGGGAUGCAUUCCAUUUCAUUAAUGCAUUAUUCAUGUCUCUGUGGAGGCUUGGCUUCUAAUAUUAGAAAGUAGUGUGUCUAUGACAGACAGAAAGACAGUGAUAUGACUGAGUUUCCCCUCUCUCACCGAAGCAUUACAGGCAUUUAAUAUGGGAUAUGAUGGGAACAAUCCCUUUACAUAGGAGAGUCAAUCAAAUCACAUGAAAUCAAAAUGUAUUUGUCACAUGCGCCGAAUACAACAGGUGUAGAUCUUACCGUGAAAUGCUUACUUACAAGCCCUUAACCAACAAUGCCGUUUUAAGAAAAAUAAGAGUUAAGAAAAAUAUUUGCUAAAUAAACUAAAGUAAAAAAUAAAAGAGCAACAAUUAAAUAACAAUAACGAGGCUAUAUACAGGGGGUACCGGUACCGAGUCAAUGUGCAGGGGUACAGGUUAGUCGAGGUAAUUGAGGAAAUAUGUACAUGUAGGUAGGUGUAAAGUGACUAUGCAUAGAUAAACAGUGAGUAGCAGCAGCGUAAAAAUGCAAAUAGUCCGGGUAGACAUUUGAUUAGCUGUUCAGCAGUCUUAUGGCUUGGGGGUAAAAGCUGUUAAGAAGCCUUUUGGACCUAGACUUCGCACUCCGGUACCGCUUGCUAUGCGGUAGCAGAGAGAACAGUCUAUGAUUACGGGGGCUGGAGUCUUUGGACAUUUUUAGGGCCUUCCUCUGACACCGCCUGGUAUAGAGGUCCUGGAUGGCAGAAAGCUUGGCCCCAGUGAUGUACUGGGCCGUACGCGCUACCCUCUGUAUCGCCUUGCGGUCGGAGGCCAAGCAGUAGCCAUACCAGGCGGUGAUGCAACCAGUCAGGAUGCUCUCGAUGGUGCAGCUGUACAACUUUUUGUCAUCGAUGUUAUCAUAGAGCCUAUAUAUUUUGUACUGGUUCCUUGUAAUCGUUUCCAUGUAAAAAGCCCCUCUCAUAUACAACGUGGUAUAAAUAGAGUAAUAGCUGAAGGAUUCCCUUUUUCUGGGCUCCUGGGUAUCCUUGACACACCUACAAACAGACAUAAUGUUCGUCCCAAAUGGCACCCUAUUCCCUAAAUAGUGCACUACUUUUGACCAAGGCCCAUAGGAAAUAGGGUGUCAAUUGGGACGCAAUAUCCAUCAUCUCUGUUAUUUCAUGUCAGAGAAACAGCCCCAAAUCCCAACUGUCACACAGCCAUGUCUACUAAAUAAAUAAUGGAAUUAUAUCUUGGUGACCCUCCAGGUCAUGUUUAUUCUCAUUUUAGUGUCACCGAGGGUCAUGCUGAAGAAUGCAUUGCUUCAGGCUCUGAGAGAGAAGCUUACAUUUCUCAUUUACUUCAUUUACGUCCCACCAUAACAAAUGAAGUAUGUUAGUAUGUUAUCAUGGAGCCAUAGGGUAGUAAUGGAGGCCUCUCUGGCUAUGGUUGUCUAUGUGUGUACUGGGGCCACUGUGGCUAUGGUUGUGUGUGUGUGUGUGUGUGUGUGUGUGUACUGGGGCCCACUGUGGCUAUGGUUGUAUGUGUGUGUGUGUACUGGGGGCCACUGUGGCUAUGGUUGUAUAUGUGUGUGUGUGUGUGUGUAUACUGGGGGCCGCUGUGGCUAUGGUUGUCUGUGUGUACUGGGGCCACUGUAGCUAAGGUCCCUUGUGUGUGUUUCUUUGUUUUCCUGCAGGAGGCCAGUGCUCCCUGACCAUCGACAAGGCCCUGCCCGAGGACGAGGGCCAGUACAAGUGCCGGGCAGAGAACUCUGCCGGUAAAGCUGAGUGUUCCUGCAUGGUGCUGGUGGAUGGUGAGUUGUUCCAGGCUGACGUGUCCCUCUGACUGCUCCCCACUCCCAUGAGUCCCCCUCAGCCUCACGGCCACCCCGGCCUCAGCCCAGGCACUUCCUGCAAUUACAACGGACAGAUUAGCCUAGCUGGAUUCCCUGUUCCAGGCUCCCACUGCACGUCCUCCUCCCCCAGCCCCCCAGCACUCAUUAACAGGCCUGGAUCAAAACAUUAUCCAGGCACGCACAGUUCAAGCCUAGUUUUAGAUUCAUAUGCAAAUAGAAAUUAGUUGAACUUUUGCAUACUUCUACUACUAAUCAAAUCAAAUCAACUUGUAUUUGCCACAUGCGCCGAAUACAACAGGUGUAGACAUUACAGUGAAAUGCUUACUUACAAGCCCUUAACCAACAAUGCAGUUUUUUAUUUCAAUAGAAAAGUCAAAAAUGUGGUAAGUAAAAAAAAAUUAAAGCAAAUAACUAAAGAGCAGCAGUAAAGUAAAAUAACAGUAGGGAGGCUAUAUACAGGGGGUACCGGUACAGAGUCAAUGUGCGGGGGCACCGGCUAGUCGAGGUCAUUGAGGUAAUAUGUACAUGUGGGUAGAGUUAAAGUGACUAUGCAAAAAUAAUAAACAGAGUAUCAGCAGCGUAAAAGAGGGGGAUGGGGAAGGGUUGGGGGGGCAGUGCAAAUAGUCUGGGUAGCCAUGAUUAGCUGUUCAGGAGUCUUAUGGCUUGGGGGUAGAAGCUGUUGAGAAGCCUUUUGGACCUAGACUUGGCGCUCCGGUACCGCUUGCCGUGCGGUAGCAGAGAGAACAGUCUAUGACUAGGGUGGCUGGAGUCUUUGUACUCUCUGAUGUACUGGGCCAUACGCACUACCCUCUGUAGUGCCUUACGGUCGGAUGCCAAGCAGUUGUCAUACCAAGCGGUGAUGCAACCAGUCAGGAUGCUCUCGAUGGUGCAGCUGUAUAACUUUUUGAGGAUCUGAGGACCCAUGCCAAAUCUUUUCAGUAUCCUGAGGGGGAAUAGGCUUUGUCGUGCCCUCUUCACGACUGUCUUGGUGUGUUUGGACCAUGAUAGUUUGUUGGUGAUGUGGACACCAAGGAACAUGAAGCUCUCUACUGUUGACGUCAAUGCAAAAGUAUGAGAUUAUGAAACGUUAUUUAGCAAAUAUGGUUUGGUCCACCUUAAAUAGUCCAGAGCAGGGUUGCAAAAUUCCGGGAACUUUAAAUACAUUCCCUGGUUUUCCAGAAAUCCUGGAUGAAGUGUUCCGUAUUUCCUGCUAUUCCCUCCUGAUUCUGGGAAGCCUCCAACUGGGAUUUCAGGAAAACCAGCAAAUGUAUUGAAAGUUCCCGGAAUUUUGCAACCCUAUUCCAGAGGGAAUCAUUGCAUUUUUAACAUGAAUGGUCCAUUUGAAUGGUUAGCUGUUGUUGUGUUACUGAUACACUAAGUAGGAAUUCAUGUAGUUUUAUCAGAUAGGAAAGAAUGAGAAAUAAGUAGCCAUGUUUUUUUCCUCUUCCGUAGAUCCUACAGACACAAACUCGACAGCAGCUGACAAGAAGAUCAAGAAGCCAUCCACCCCUACCUCCGAGAGUGAGUUUCCAAAAUAUGUGCUUCCUUAUUUCCCAAAAAGGAGCGUUGUGGGAUCUCUCUGUCUUUCCCACUGCUGCAGCCUGCCUGCCUGCCUGCCUCUCAGUGAGCUGGUGCUCUUUAUAGCAUGUGAACAAAAAUAAAAUAUUGUUCUGACCCCAAACUCACUCAUUAAAUCUGGCCAAUCUCUUCUCUCUGUGUAGAGAACGAACAUGAAAAUUGUGAUCAGUAAAUCUAUAUAGGUCUUUUAUCCAAAGUCUUUUAUCAAGUUAGAUUUAUGCUAAUGGUAAGGAUGUUGGGGAGGAUUAUGGAGAAGAUGUUCUUAUCUUAUUGGUCAUCUUAAUCUUUUCAAGCUGGAGGAGUAGGUAGGAGUUCUAUAGAGUUAUGUGCUAUACCCCUGCACAUUCUUUUCCAUAUGAUUUAAUGACGUAGGCAUUAGCCUGUAAAGAGUCCAGCAGUCGACACCCCCUUGCACGCAGAUCUACCUUUACAUAAAAGGCUUUAGAUCAGGCACACUCAGGGCUGGGCAUGAAGAAUGUCCAUUUAUCCCUCAUGCCUCCAGCCUGGAUGGUUCCUUCCAGGGGUCAGAGGCCACUACGACACCCCUCUCCUCUGUGAUGUUUGACAGAGCUAAUUGACUGCUGUUUGUCUUUAAGCCCGGGACACUCACUCGAACUUAAAACAUGCCCAAGGAGAAAGGGAGAGGGAAAGAGAGAGCGGGAUGGAAAGAGAGUGGAGGGAGAGAGAGACCCUUUGCAUGGCUGCCCCGCUCACUCAACCUCCUCUCCCAAACUUCCAUGUAAGGCUUGCGUCUGCCUGCUCCUUAGCCCUCUCUUGACUCACAUGCUCUGGCCUCUUUUUCCUAUACUCUGAGGUUCUGCAGAAAAUCUGCCAGCUUCGGGAUAUGCUUUUGUCCUGCUGGAAUGUGGAAUGAUCCAAACAAGCUCUAAAACUAAGAGCUGUGUGGUGAGCAUUUUAAUAAAAGGCAUGAGGCCGAGACCUGACAUGAGAGCCCCUGAUGAUUAGUCAACGCAAUUCUCUUUUUGUAAUGAUGUAGGAGUGAUUUGAAACAAGUAAAUAUGUGUUUAAAGUCCACAGCAUUGGCUAGGGUUGGAGAUAAUUCUGUCUUAGAAUGAUUCAUUCACAACAUUGUUCCCAUGGGGUAUUGGAAUCAUGUCAUGUGAAGCUUUAGAGUACAGUAAUCCUGACUGUGAUAGUUGGGGUCAGUGCUUAUGGUUCUCAAAGAGGUUGAGAUUUUUUUCAAUUGUACUAGAAAGCAAGCCUUGCUGCAGAUAUUAUAAUAUAAUGGCGCUGGAGGGAAUAGCGUUUUACAGGCUCUUGACUAUUUGGUAUUAUUUUUUUCUCUGAUCUUAACUGUUUUUGUACAUAAUGUUUUCGUCAUCAUUUCCUAUGACAUCAGAACAGCAAACACUAACCUCCAUUUGGAUGAGGAUUUCUACUUCAAUGAGUCGGAGGUGAAUGACAUGCUGCUCAUCCCGGACCAGGUCCAAAUCCCAGACACUCGAAGAUAGAGGAGGCGCAGUUAUAGAAGCCGGCAUGUGGGAUACCUGACAAGACUACGCAGGCGGGUGGAUAAACACCUCCUCUACCCUCCGUUCUAUUGGCGAAUGUGCAAUCACUGGAGAAUAAACUGGACGAGUUCUGUUCGAGAUUAUCCUAUCAACUUGAUCUGAAGAACUGUAAUAUCCUAUGUUUCUCAGAGUCGUGGCUGAACCAAGACAUGGAAAAUAUAAAUCUAGCUGGAUCUUCGAUACAUCGGCAGCACAGAGUGGCAGUGUUGGGCAAACUCCUGGAAGGGGGGUGAGUGGGGGGGUGGUGUCUCUUUGUUAACAAUAGCUGGUGCACGAUCACUAAUAUUAAGGAAGUCUCAAGGUUCUGCUCGCCUGAGUUAGAAUAACUCAUGAUAAACUGUUGACCCUACUAUUUACCAAGAGAGUUUUCAUCAAUAUUUUUCGUAGCUGUCUACUUACCAUCACAAACCGAUGCUGGCACUAAGACUGCACUCAACGAGCUGUAUAGGGCCAUAAGCAAACAAGAAAAUGCUCACCCAGAGGCGGCGCUCCUAGUGGCAGGAAAACUGAAAUCCGUCUUACCUAAGUUCUACCAACAUGUCACCCGUGCAAAUAAUAGAGGCAAAAAAACUCUAGAUCACCUUUACUCCACACACAGAGAUGCAUACAAAGCUCUCCCUCACCCUCCAUUUGGCAAAUCUUACCAUAACUCUAUCCUCCUGAUUCCUGCUUACAAGCAAAAACUCAAACAGGAAGUACCAGUGACGCGCUCAAUACGGAAGUGGUUUGAUUAAGCGGAUGCUAAGCUACAGGACUGUUUCACUAGCACAGACUGGAAUAUGUUCAAGGAUUCGUUACAUUUUAGUCAUUUAGCAGACGCUCUUAUCCAGAGCAACUUACAGUUUGUGAGUGCAUACAUUUUUCAUACUGGCCCCCGUGAGAAACGAACCCACAACCCUGGCGUUGCAAGCACCAUGCUCUACCAAGUGAGCUACAGGGGACCUCAUUCAUACGAUGGCAUUGAGGAGUUUAUCAGUCACCAGCAUCAUUAAUAAGUGCAUUGACAACGUCGUCCCCACAUUGACCGUACGUACGUAUAUAUCCCAACCAGAAGUUAUGGAUUAUAGGCAACAUCCAUACUGAGCUAAAGGGUAGAGCUGCCGCUUUCAAGGAGCGGGACACUAAUCUGGACGCUUAAAAUAAAUCCCGCUACUCCCUCCGACGAACCAUCAAACAGGCAAAGCAUCAAUACAGGACUAAGAGCGAAUCCUACUACACCGGCUCUGACGCUCGUCGGAUGUGGCAGGACUUGCAAACUAUCACGGAUUACAAAGGAAAACCCAGCUGUGAGCUCCCCAGUGACGCGAGCCUACGAGACAAACUAAAUGCCUUCUAUGCUCGCUUCGAGGCUAGCAACACUGAACCAUACAUGAGAGCACCAGCUGCUCUGGACGUCUGUGUGAUCACGCUCUCCAUAGGCGAUAUAAGACCUUUAAACAGGUUAACGUUCACAAGACCGCAGGGCCAGACAGAUUACCAGGACGCGUACUCGGAGCAUGCACUGACUAGCUGGCAAGUGUCUUAACUGACAUUUUCAAACUCUCCCUGACCCAGUCUGUAAUACUUACAUGUUUCAAGCAGACCACCAUAGUCCCUGUGCCUAAGAGCCAAGGUAACCUGUGUAAAUGACUAUCGCCCCGUAGCACUCACAUCUGGACUCACUCCAAUUUGCAUACCUCACCAACAGAUCCACAGAUGGCACAAUCUCUAUUGCACUCCACACUGCCCACCUGGACAAAAGGAUCACCUUUGUGCAAAUGCUGUUCAUUGACUACAGCUCAGCGUUCAACACCAUAGGGCCCUCCAAGCUCAUCACUAAGCUAAGGACCCUGGGACAGAACACCUUCCUCUGCAACUAGAUCCUGGACUUCCUGAGGGUAGGCAACAAGUCAUCCGCCACUCUGACUCUCAACACGGGGGCCCCUCAGGGGUGCGUGCUUUGUCCCCUCCUGUACUCCCUGUUCACCCACAACUUUAUGGCCGCGCAUGACACCAAUACCAUCGUUAAGUUUGCAGACAACACGACGGUGGUAGGCCUGAUGAUCACUAACAACAAUGAGACAGCCUAUAGGGAGGAGGUCAGAUACCUGGCAGUGUGGUGCCAGGACAACAACCUCUCCCUCAAUGUCAGCAAGUCAAAGGAACUGAUCGUGGACUACAGGAAACGGAAGGCAGAGCACGCCCCCAUUCACAUCGACAGGACUGUAGUGGAGUGGGUCGAGAGCUUCAAGUUCCUCUGUGUCCACAUCAGGACCUAUCAUGGUCCAAACACACCAACACAGUUGUGAAGAGGGUACGACAACGCUUCUUCCUCCCCAGGAGGAUAAAAAUAUUUGGCAUGGGUCCUCAGAUCCUCAAAAAAACACCUGCACUAUUGAGAGCAUCUUGACUGGCUGCAUCACCGCUUGGUAUGACAACUGCUUGGCAUCCGACCGUAAGGCACUACAGAGGGUAGUGCGUAUGGCCCAGUACAUCACAGGGGCCGAGUAUCCCUGCCAUCCAGGACCUCUAUACCAGGUGAUGUCAGAGGAAGGCCCUAAAAAUUGCCAAAGACUCCAGCCACCCAAGUCAUAGACUGUUCUCUCGGUACCGGAGCACCAAGUCUGGGACCAAAAUGCUCCUGAACAGCUUCUACCCCCAAGUUAUACGUUUGUUGAACAGUUAGUCAAAUGGCUACCCUGACUAUUUGCAUUGACCCCCUUUUUAUUUGCACUGACUUUCUUUCACCGACUCAAUGCACACUCACUAGACUCUACCCACACACUCACACAUACAACACUCUAACAUACACACACACACACACACACACUACAUUGACGGCACACACACACACACGAACACAUUGACAGACUUUCACACUCUUCACACACGCUGCUGCUACUCUGUUUAUUAUCUAUCCUGAUUGCCUAGUCACGUUAACCCCUACCUACAUGUACAUAUUACCUCCAUUACCUCAACUACCUCGUACCCCAGCACAUUGUGUUACUAUUUCCUUUUAAAUGUUUAGCAAAUUGUUCUUACUUUUUAACUCUGCAUUGUUGUGUAAGGGCUCAUAAGUAAGCAUUUCACGGUAAAGUCUACACCUGUCGUAUUCAGCGCAUGUGACAAAUACAAUUUGAUGUGAGUAUAUAUAACUACAGUGAAAUACUGAUUCAUCACUGUGCCCAGCAAAUAUAAUGAUCGUAAUUUAUUGAAUCCUGUAAUGGCUCAUUGCAGCUAAAUGUAACAUCUGUUUGAUUUUUAUUUAUUUCUAAGUGCUCUAGAGUGACCUAUCGAUGGUAUCAGCCUUGUUAUGGUUUUUCUAAAGCCGUUGCUCUUGUUUGUGUGGUGUAUGUAACUCCAGUCACAGAGCGUGGUGAGCCAUGGGAAUUGUGUCAGUGGUGUAGUGCUAUGAAAACAAGCAGCUUUUUCAUGCCCACUGGAAAACUCUAACCCCUGCACGAUUAUAUACCUUAAGCUUGGGAGCACAGUCCAGCACUGCAGGCUCCUGCAGAUCUCAGAAUGCACUGUCCUAUCUGGUGGCUCAACCUCUCCUCUCCUCUCCUCUCCUCUCCUCUCCUCUCCUCUCCUCUCCUCUCCUCUCCUCUCCUCUCCUCUCCUCUCCUCUCCUCUCCUCUCCUCUCCUCUCCUCUCCUCGCCCUCCACACAAACAGAGCAUGCUGGCCACAGAGAGAACACAGAGUAGAAAUGCCAAUGCGGUUGCCUGCUCCCACACCUCGUAUAUCAAACUGCUUUCAUCUGUGCCUCUACUCCUCUCGACAGCCUGUAACAAUGACAGAGAUAGUGCUCAUCAGGGAAUUCAAUGGUUUUGGAGCUGCUGUUUCCCUACAUGCUGAGCAUUUACAACCUGAUUGUGACACAGGCCGUGCAAUACAAUGGCUCCACGUUGUCUGAAAGCCUGUGAGAAGGAACCAGAUCAUGGGUACAUGGCCCCCUGGGGAAGGGUUAAGGCCCGACUCGUUUUGACAGCCUCAACAUCUCUCAAAGACUGGGUAACAUGGAUCACUUCCUCUGCUGCUCACUGUUCUUGACUCUAUGUGGAUCAGGAACCAUAAGCCUUCAAGGCUUGAUAUCCUGGGUGCUGGCAUAUAAAUUAGUAGUAAGGUAACAGAGAUUCUCUUUGACCCAUGCUAAGGAUGCUGGAAUAUAGUUUAAGAUAUAGUGCCUUUACAUUGACACUGAGAUUAUGUUUAUGCAGAACAGUGUUUUCCAAAGGAUGGGUCGGGACUCGGGACCCACUGAUGGGUAGAGGGCUCCAGGUUAAAGUGUCCCCUAGGUACAGAUCUAGGAUCAGCUUCCAUCACCCAAUCCUAACCUUAACCAUUAGUGUGGGAAAUGCAAAACUGACCCCAGAUCAGCAUCUAGGGUCAAGACUUGGUUGUGAGUGACUAAAAACAUAGAUAUUGGUGGCAUUGGUUAAUGAUUUGUCACAAAUGACAACAGACAGUUAUAAUGUAGAAAAGUUGGAGAGCUUCUGGUGCAGAUGAUCGUGUGCGACAUUGAGCAAUGUAUCAUGGUGCUGGUGUGGUCCUUUUCAUACCAGAGUCUAUUCUUUCCUUAAACAGCUGUUCCCUUUCUCUAGUGCUCCAUGAUUUGUUGCAUGUUUCAAUCUUUAGUGAAUGUCCUCCACUAGGUCUCUUGUCACAUGGCUGUCUGUUUUUCCAGGAUACACGAAAGAGCUGUUUGAUUGAACCGUAGAUGGAUGGCUAAACUAACUGGCUUAGACACUGCCUCGAAGCUCAACUGCAAAGUUACAAUAUAUAAACAUUUAUUAAAAGGAUAAACUGUUAUCUGCACUAAAACUUUGCAAAGCCAAUCGGUGUGCUCAUAACAUUUUAGUCGGUUGUUGUUAAAGCCUGGUCUGUUUGUUGGGCUCCUUCUCUAUUUGACAUGAGAUAAACUAUAAUGUUUUGUAAUGUAAUGGUAGAUGCUUUGUUUGUGCAAUUAAACUUUGAUCAACUUUAAAUCGUUUAUUUCAGUAACCCAUUUUGGUACGGUGAGCAAAAAUAGUUUUGUGUUGGAAAAAGGAUGUUUUUCCUUCCAGAGAGCAGAGGACAGGAGGACCUAUCAUGCAGAAAAAAGGGGGAAAAGUAUGACUUUGAGAGCUUGGAGUUGAAACUGUUAUUGGUUAAGGUUAAUAUUCCUACUGUUGUUCCUUGCUCCUCACUCUGUGUAUUACUUCAUUUUACUGGAACAUUGUUUCUUGACAGCAAUCAAAUUUAAAAUAAAUAGUGCCAAUAGCUAUUUCCUGGAUACUUUGACUAUUUUUAGUAUUACCAAAAAAGGCAAAUACCAAAGGACAUGAGCACAGAGGCAGCCCUUCUUUCUCCCAGGACAUCCACAAGAGAAGAGCUCCCUCCCCCAAGUUGACUUGUUGACUGUUGACUGUUUAUUCUCCUUUCCCGUGUACUGUCCUGGGAAUAACUAGUGGUAAUAUUUUAUAUGACGUACAUAAUGCAUUAUAAUACACUUGUAAUGUGUUAAGAUGACACUGACUAUUAUAAUAAGCAUCCAUAACUCAUAAGCGGUUAUAAAACUCAAUGUUUUAUAGAUAAUGUAUUAUAAUGACGUGUAAGGCAAACGCAUUAACCAAUUAAACAAUGAUUUUGAAUCUACAAAUGUGUUAUAUUUCCCACAGUAUGUGCUCCGUCAGUGGCUUGCUCACAAACUGGACUGGUGUUUCCAACUUGUGGUAAAUGAGCUGUACAUCCUCAUCUCUGCUUUGAUUGAUCAGUCUGAUUGUCAAAAGUAACAAUUCUUAACAGGGAUCCAGAGAAAUCGGUGCAGGCACAAUUUGAGAGAUUAUGUUAGGAAAAAUAACAAAUCAAAUCAAAUCGUCUAAUGCUUGCUGCUGCUGUAGCUCACAAUAAUGUAAUAAUGAAGUGCAAUGACCAUUAAUUUCUACGAAUCCUACGCUCACUAUUUUUUGAUUCCAUCUGUUUUCAGAUUAGUAUGUUUUUCAUGUACAUUUCACUUGAAUAAUUGCAUUGAAGAGUCACACAGGGGAUUCAUUUGUACCAAAUCUCCUAAUUUGUUCCAUUAUCAAAUGCAUUGACACAACUGCGUUCCCAAUUGUAAUCAUUUACCUUCUCUUUUCCAGGUGAGGCAAGGAUAAAGAAACCGAAUACAAAGAUGCCUCCCAAACAGGGUAAGAAAGACUUCUUUGCCAUGCAAAAAUGUAACCCAGGGGAGUCUCAGAGUAGGAAUGCUGGUCUAGGAUCAGGUCCCCCUGUCCAUGAACAUGUUAUUCAUUAUGAUCUAAAAGGCUAAACGGAUCCUUAAUCAGCACUCCUACUCUGAGACACUUGAUACAUAUGGCCCUGUACUAAAUCUCUCUGGACUACUAAAGAGGGCACAACCAAAAUGUCAACAAGCGGUAUAGUCCAACAACAGUGAUACAUGCAGUAGAUAGCCUAGAGGACCUGGCCCGUGUGCCAAACACUGGCCAUACCUUGCUGCUCUAACUAAGACAGAGUACUGCUCCCUGCUCUGGCAGAGGUCUGGGGGUGCCUGUAAUAGCAAUCGGAGAUCCCCCUCCUCAGCAUGCUGUAGUGUGAACCAACCUGCCCUCUAAUAACGAGAGCCAGGGGGGGCAAGUCACCCAAUCCCAGCAGCUGUUGCAGUUGUGCUUUGUUCGCUGCGGGGAGCUUUAAGGCAUUAGCAACGCAAUGAUAUGCUGGGCGUGGGGCGAAGGCGGAAAGCCAGAGGCCUGCCAAACCAUCUCAGCCCCCAGGUUAAUGGACACACAGUGGGCAGGGGGACACAGACGAAUAGACUAAUGCUGGUUUUACGCAGAGGUUUGUUCUGAUGAUAGAGAUGUUUCUGGCUGAAGUGACUGUGUGUGUGUGUGUGUGUGUGUGUGUGUGUGUGUGUGUGUGUGUGUGUGUCGUCCAGCUAUGCCCCCUCAGAUUGUCCAGUUCCCGGACGACAUGAAGAUUCUGGCAGGGGAGAAGGUGGAAAUUCUCUGUAAGUUUGGAGGAGCUCCGCCAAUCAACUGCACCUGGCUCAAGUUCCGCAAACCAGUAAGGACCAGUCUGUACUACAUUUUUCACAACCUUGAUAAAGAUGAGCAAAAAUGCAUGAGAAUGCAUAAGCAGAAAAUAACCCCAUACCUACUGUAAACUAUGGUGGUGGCUCUUUGAUGUUAUGGGGCUAUUUUGCUUCCACUGGUCCUGGGGCCCUUGUUAAGGUCAACGGCAUCAUGAACUUUACCCAGUACCAGGACAUUUUAGCCAAAGGCCUGGUUGCCUCUGCCAGGAAGCUGAAACUAGGCUGCAAGUGGAUCUUCCAGCAAGACAAUAACCCCAAGCACACAUCAAAAUCCACAAAGAAAUGGUUAAUUGGCCACAAAAUCAACAUUUUGUGAUGGCCAUCUCAGUCUCCUGACUUUGAAAACCUGUGGUUUGAAUUCAAGAGGGCAGUCCAUAAGCGCAGACGAAGGAUAUCAAGGCUCUGGAAGGAUUCUGUAUAGAAGAAUGGUCUAAGAUCUGUCCCAAUGUGUUUACUAACUCAUAAAACAUUUUAGAAAAAGGCUCAGUCCCAUUAUCCUCGCAAGGUGAGGAGGUAUUGAAAGGUUUUGACCCCUACCUUUUAGAGAAAAAAAGUAUUACUUGUUAAACAAAAUCUCUUUCUCUAAGCAAUUGUAUAUGUAUAAAAUAAUAUAAUUUCCCUGUUUUUCUUGCAUACAAUAUAACUCAGUAUUUGAAUUAUUUUAUACAGUAAUUUUUGCUAAUCUUUAUCAAGGAUGUCAAUGAUUCUGGACCCCACUGACUAUAAUGCAAUGCACCUGUCUAUGAUUAACUCUAACUGUGAUCUGAUAUUAUCUACUAUCUACUAGCUCUUAUCAUUGUACCCUUGAACACUGUUUCAACUAACACAUGUCCCCUCUGUGAAAUCACUGACCUUAUGGCGAUGCCUUUGUCUUGUAUGCAGAUUCAAGAGGUCAAAGGUGAUUUAACCAUUGAAACCACUGAGGUUACCAGUAAACUGACCAUCGCAGACAGCCAGCAGGACCACUGUGGCUGCUACACCAUCGAGCUGCGAAACAACUAUGGCUUGAGACAGGCAGCUCUCAACCUUACCAUUGUUGGUACGUUCCCUUUUUCCAAAUCAGGCCUUAUAUAAAUGUAGCCUGUAGGCGCUAGGCAGUGACGCCAUUUUUAGCUCCGUUGCUGAGAUUCAGAAGACAAUUAAGAGUGGCAGAAGUCUUUCCCAGUAUAAAAUGAUAUAUGGUAUAAUCCAUGAUUUAAAAGCACUGCUGCUACUGAUACCAAUCAUUUUAUUGUAUCUCGUAAAAAAUAGCUGUCCUGUAGCUUUGGGGAAUGUUGUUGGGGAAGGGAAGGUAUGCAGGACGGGCCAGCUCCAACUCUCUAGAUCCUAAUACUAACAGGCCGCUGCAGGGAUCUCCGAUGGCCUUUUAAGGUUGUGCUUUCUCUCCAGCUGUUGCUUUAAUAUGAGGCUCUUUGCCACUGCUGUCAGAGUGGAGUGUAUCCAGUCUAACUCAGGGAAUACGCCAAAGCCAGGGAAAGAGGAGUUAUAGAGCUGCUCCACAUAAACGCAACCGCUUAUGUGCCCGGAGAACUGUUAAUAGCAUACAGAGAGGCACAAAGCGCUUGUUAGACACUGGUAAAAACAGCCUACCACUUAGAUGCUUGUUAAUGUAUAUAAUGUAUAUGAUCCUCGCGUUAGGUUUAUGGCCUUGGACUGUAUGUAUGGAGUAUAGAGGUUUAGUUUAGAAUUGUUUCAUGUAAUUUGUGGCCCCUUUUGCAGUGACAUUGAAUCGUCCCCCAUGGCAGAGCUGUUGGUGUCACGCUCUGCUCUUUGGGGCGGAUUAGUUUGCUAUUUUACAAGGGAGCACUGGGGAUUAAGUGGGGGUAUGCUUUUAACAGCUUGGGUAACAUGGCAUCCCUCUAAACAAAGCAGGGAGAAUAAGGUACUGUACCUAGCAGACAGUCUGGGGCAUAUCGUCUGACACCAGCAGUACAUAAAACUGAUCCAGACUCCAUGUGAAGCCUCCCUGUCACUGCUCUCACAGAUCAUCUGCGCUCACUAACAGUUUCCUGUACUGUGCCUUUAAUUGAGAAGCUGCCAUUACUGUAUAUGGUGAAACUGCUGUUGACGAAUGGAGUUGGUUCAAAAGGUAGCCACUAUAGCCAGACAGGAAGCUGCUUCAUUCCCAACAGAGCUGUGCUUUUGUGUGCAUGGGGACUACUGAGUACAGACGUUGGUGAAUGGAAGGACUGGGAGACCUAUCUGUUCAAACCUUCACAAGUCGAGUGACCUUCAAACUCUAGGUCUGGCACCCUAUUCCCUAUAUAGUGCACUACUUUUGACCAGGGCCCAAAAGUAGUGUACUAUAUAGGGAAUAAGGUUCCAUUUGGGACUCAGCCUAGAACAUGUAUCACAACAAUGUAAACAUGGUUUUGUGUGGCUUAUUGAAAGGCCUAGCAUUGCGCCUGAGCAUGUCCGUCAUUUGGCGCGUUGAUCUACUGAGUGUCACUGUGUGUUCCAGACAAACCUGAUCCCCCUGCACGAGUUCCAGCCGCCUCAGACAUCCGCCGCUCCACACUCACACUGUCAUGGUACGGCCCCACCUACGACGGGGGCAGCGCGGUCCAGUCCUACAACCUAGAGAUAUGGAACUCUGUGGAUAAGGAGUGGAAGAACCUGGUCUCCUGCAACAGCACCUCCUAUAAUGUCCAGAACCUGCUGGGUCAGCGCCAGUACAAGUUCAGGGUGCGGGCGGUCAAUAUCUACGGCAUCGGGGAGCCCAGUGCCGAGUCUGAGCCUGUCACAAUGUUAGAGGAGGAUGUAGAGGGUGAGCUCCCCCUAGUGGCAUAUAUGGUGUACUGACACUCAUUGGUAACACUAAUAAUCACACUCAUUGGUAACACUAUUAUAAUAACACUUAUUGGUUACUAACAAGCCAUUUUCUUUGACAUUGUGUCAGACAUUGAUUUGUAUUCAUAAUAAUGAUUAUUGAUUCCAACUAAUGACUAAUGACAUUUCUGAUAAUUUAUUCUAACAGAAAAGGAGGAGGUUGAGGAUGAUGAAGGUAUGUUUAAUCUAAUCCAAGUUCAUAUGUAAUUGCUUCCUUUAAAAAAUCAUUUUGGUAACACCUUCUAUGAUAUGUAAAAUUGUUAUAAUGCCUUAUAAUGCCUUUAUAAUGUGUUAUGACACAGUGACUAUUAGCAUCCAUAAUUAAUCCUAAGCGUCAUGUUCCUAUAUUCAGACAAAGACCCAGACUACAGAGAUGUGACCGUUAGAACAGAUGUGAAAGUCAAGGAUCUGUAUGAUGUGGAAGAGCGGCUCGGAACGUGAGUACCCUCCUAUCAACAACGACUGUGUCCCAAAUGGCACCAUAUUCCCUAUAUAGUACACUACUUCUGACCAUAGGGCUCUGGUCAAAAGUAGUGCACUAUGGAGGUAAUAGGCCCUGGUCAGAAUUAGUGCACUAUAUAGGGUAUAGGGUGUCAAUUGGGACGUAGACAACAUGUUGGUCAGCAAAGCAUUGGUCCACAUUGACAUGUAUCUACAUCUGCAAUAGGCCUACUGUGUAUACCUCAUCCAUGAUAUCCUCUGUAUCAGACUCCAAAAAAUAAUCAUUUUCCUUUUCUGUGCUUUAGGGGGAAAUUCGGACAGGUAUUCAAACUGUUGGAGAAGGCAACGAAAAAGCAUUGGGCUGGAAAGUUCAUCAAGGCCUACUCUGCAAAAGAGAAAGAUAAUGUGAGACAAGAGAUUGCUAUAAUGAACUCCCUCCAUCACCCCAAACUUGUCCAGUGCAUUGAUGCCUUCGAAGGCAAGUCGGACAUCGUCAUGGUUUUGGAAAUGUGAGUAUAUUUAACCCAUACUUUACAAAAAGUUGAUAUUCAUUUGGGUUACCCAGGAUGCAUCCUAAAUGGCACCCUAUUCCCUAUAUAGUGCACUACUUUUGACCAGAGCCCUUUGGCUAGAAACAUAAGGUUAUUUAGUAGAUAUACAACUGGAAUGAAUACAGGUGCAUUUGAGGAUUUCCACUUGGCACUCAUGUUAACAAAUUACACUACAUGACCAGAAGUAUGUGGACACCUGCUCGUCGAACAUCUCAUUCUAAAAUCAUGGGCAUUAAUAUGGAGUUGUUACCCCUUUGGUGCUAUAACAGCCUCCACUCUUCUGGGAAGGCUUUCCACUAUAUGUUGGAACAUUGCAGUGGGGACUUGCUUCCAUUCAGCCACAAGAGCAUUAGUGAGGUUGGGCACUGAUGUUGGCCGAUUAGGCCUAGCUCGCAGUCGGCGUUCCAAUUCAUCCCAAAGGUGUUCGAUGGGGUUGAGGUCAGGGCUCUGUGCAGGCCAGUCAAGUUCUUCCACACCGAUCUGGACAAACCAUUUCUGUAUGGACCUCGCUUUGUGCACAGGGGCAUUGUCAUGCUGAAACAGGAAAGGGCCUUCCCCAAACUGUUGUCACAAGGUUGGAAACACAGAAUCGUCUAGAAUGUCAUUCAUUGUAUGCUGUAGCAUUAAGAUUUCCCUUCACUGGAACUAAGGAGCCUGAACCAUGAAAAACAGCCCCAGACCAUUAUUCCUCCUCCACCAAAUGUUACAAUUGGCACUAUGCUUUGGAGAAGGUAGCGUUCUCCUGGCAUCCGCCAAACCCAGAUUCGUCCAUUGGACUGCCAGAUGGUGAAGCAUGAUUCAUCACUCCAGAAAACGUGUUUCCACUGCACCAGAGUCCAAUGGCGGCGAGCUUUACACCACUCCUGCCGACGCUUGGCAUUGCGCAUGGUGAUCUUAGGCUUGUGUGCAGCUGCUCGGCCAUGGAAAGCUAUUUCAUGAAGCUCCCGACGAACAGUUCUUAUGCUAAUGUUGCUUCCAGAGGCAGUUUGGAACUUGGUAGUGAGUGUUGCAACCGAGGACAGACGAUGUAUACGCGCUACGUGCUUCAGCACUCGGCGGUCCCGUUGUGUGGCCUAGCAUUUUUCGGCUGAGCCGUUGUUGCUCCUAGAUGUUUCCACUUCACAAUAACAGCACUUACAGUUAACCGGGGCAGCUCUAGCAGGGCAGAAAUGUGAUAAAACUGACUUGUUGGAAAGCUCUUCAGUAAGGACAUUCUACUGCCAAUGUUUAUGUAUGGAGAUUGCAUUGCUGUGUGCUCGAUUUUAUACACCUGUCAGCAACGGGUGUGGCUGAAAUAGCCGAAUCCACUUAUUUUAAGUGAUGUAGUGUAUCUGAGUAUGAAAAUGUAUAUGAUAACGUUUAUUUUGAGAAUGUCAAAGGAAAUUGAUUUGCAUUUAAACAUCUCCAUUAUUCGUGGCUAAUGAUUCUUUUUGACCAGACAGACACUUCACACAGACAGAAAUGUUGGCUUUUUUAUGUGGUGAUGCUUGGAAAAAGUUCACUUGCCAAGUAUUUGAGACAUGUAAACACAUUAGACUGGUUCAUUUCCCCUAUUAUUUGUAUAGCAUUAUCAAAAGGUAGACUGACACAAGAACAAUGGACUCACUUGACUCUAUUUUAAAACCGCAAUUGUCCAUAGUACUAAUUUUAGAUGAUAAAGCUGUCAAAGCUAAAAAAUGAUAUUCGAGAUACUCUAAACUGACAAGUAUUUGAUAUCCAGUUAAUGAUUUUCAUAUUUGGCUGUAAUGUGUUUCGCAGGACCUCAACCAUCAUUAUCUCUCUCUCGUUCUCUGCAGGAUCUCUGGCGGGGAGCUGUUUGAGCGUAUCAUCGAUGAAGACUUUGAGCUGACAGAAAGAGAGGUCAUUAAGUACAUGCUGCAGAUCGUGGACGGGGUUCAUUACAUCCACAAGCAGGGCAUCGUCCAUCUGGACCUUAAGCCUGAGAAUAUCAUGUGUGUCAACAAGACUGGGAGCACCAUCAAACUCAUUGACUUCGGCCUCGCUCGCAGACUAGGUAUCCAGGCCUCAUGUGCACAGGACAAUUUCAGAAAUAGGGUUGCAAAAUUCCGGUAAUUUAACCAAAAUUCCCAGGUUUCCCAGAAAUCCUGGUGGGAGGAUUCCCAGAUAUCCUGCUUAUUCCCUCCUGAUUCCAACUGGGAAAGUUACUGGAAUUUUGCAACCCUAUUCAGAAUCAUAGCAACAUCUAUCUUUUCAAUAACUUCCUAUUCUAAUGAAUGCUAAAUAAACACCAACAUUUCAUUUUUGAAACCGUCUUCCCCUGUGUGCUCCUAGAAAGCUCUGGAACAUUGAAAGUUCUGUUUGGAACCCCUGAGUUUGUGGCCCCUGAAGUGAUCAACUAUGAAGCAAUCAGUUACCCAACAGACAUGUGGAGUAUAGGGGUCAUCUGCUACAUCCUGUGAGUGUCAAACCAGUUAUAACGACCCUUAUAACCACUUAUAAUCACUAUAAGUACCCUUAUAACCAUUCUUACUUGUAAUGUUUGGAGGAAGCUUCUAUGUUAACACUUUAUUUGGUUAAUCCCAAAUAGAUGGUUUGUAAAUGUUCAGUAGAUGUUGAACUAGCUGUCAACAACAUUUCAACAAACUAUCCGCUAACCCCAGCCCUAACCUUAACCCUUAUCCUAACCCUAACCUAACAUUAACCCUAACUGUAACCUAGCAAGGUGUUGCAGUAACAGUUGACAGUUUGUUGAUAGUGUGAGCAUCUAUAGAUCAUCUAUAGGGGACUAUCCAAAUAAAGUGUGAACGUUACCAUGACCGCUAGCCUUAACCCUAAUCUUAACCAUAAACCUAACAUUAAACCUAAACCUAGCAAGCUGUUGCGGUAAUAUAGUUUGUUGAUAAUUUGAGCAUCUGUAGAUAAUCUAUAGGGCACUAUCCAAAUAGUCUAUUUGCUACCAUGUGUCCCUAAUCUCAAACCUGCCUUAUUGGGUUUCUCUGGGCUUCUUUCCACAGGCAGGCAGGCAGGCAGGCAGGCAGGCAGGGAGACAGGCAGGCAGGCAGGCAGGCAGGCAGGCAGGCAGGCAGGCAGGCAGGCAGGCAGGCAGGGAGUGUGUGUAUGGGCCUCUCCAUCCUCUAUGCCUGUAAAUGGAUAUAGAGACAGAGCAGAGCAAUACUCUCUAGUGCCCCAAACCUCUGUGAGGUCUCCUCGGUCCACAAAGAUGUAUUACAAACUGCUUACAUAACAGUGUUAGUAGUGAGGCUCUGUGAUCUCUAUUGCUUCAGAGAUUUCAGGCCUGCAUCCCAAACAGCUCCCUAUUCCCUAUGUAGGGCACUACUUUUGACCAAAGCCCUAUGGGAAUAAGGUGCCAAUAGGGUGCCAUUUGGGACGCAUACAAGGUUUCAUCCAUCCUGUUACAGAGUCCUGACUCACUUAGUGGUAUACCGAUAUAGACCUAUGUCUAGCAUGGAAAACAUCUGGGUGUGCCCAAUAAGACUGGCUUUGUUGAACAUGAUGAACACUUACCAAGACUCACCAGUGAGCACUGUUUAGGGUGCCGGCAGGGUGUGGUGCAUUUUCCAUGCAGAGCAGAAAUGUUUUUUGGUAGACCUUGUUGUUCUGCACCUUUUGUAGGUCAAGCAUUCAUUAUACUUCUCUCUCUCUCUCUCUCUCUCUCUCUCUCUCUCUCUCUCUCUCUUUUCCUUUCUUUCUUUCUCUCUCUUUCUUUCUCACUCUCCCUCUCUCCAACCCCCCUCUCUCUCCCUCCAUCAGGGUGAGUGGCCUGUCCCCAUUCAUGGGGGAUAACGACAACGAGACCCUUUCCAAUGUGACCUCGGCCACCUGGGACUUUGAAGACGACGCCUUCGAUGAAAUCUCAGACCAUGCCAAAGACUUCAUUACCAACUUGCUGAAGAAGGAUAUGAGGUAAGCAACAUGAUGCUCUCUGAAAUACAGCUUGAUUAAAGAGCCAUGUGUGUCCCAAAUGGCACAAUAUUCCCUACAUAGUGCACUACUUUACCAUACUUGAUCAUAAUGUAGUGUACUAAAUAGGGAAUAGGGUGGCAUUUGGGUGAAAGCCCCAGUUCUGACAUGAUUUGAGUGUAAAUGUUGUAGAAUGUCUUUGAUCAGCCUGACAGAUGUCUCUGUUUAGAUUGUUGAGGUGUCAUAUAUCUGUUAUUUAGUCUCCUUUUGCUAACGGUUGCUUUUGACUCUGUUAGCGUCCCAAAUGGCACCCUAUUCCCCAUGUAGUGCACUACUUUUGACCAGGGCUCUGGUCAAAAGUAGUGCACUAUAUAUAGAAUAGGGUGCCAUUUGGGACGCAGCCCCUAUCUCGGUCCAAAUCUCUAUCUGAUGUGUUGUAAUACAGUGAGAAUAACGUCUUUGCGCCUCUCAAUGUUCAUGUGUUUCUGUGAUCGUAGGGCUAGACUGACAUGUGAUCAGUGCUAUGAGCACCCAUGGCUAAAACAAGACACUGGCAAAAUGGAGGCCAAGAAGCUGUCCAAGGAGAGGAUGAAGAAAUACAUCUUGAGAAGGAAAUGGCAGGUAGGUAACAGCAGAACAGAUCAUGUGCUGUGUCCCAAAUGGCACCCUAUGAGCCUUGGUCAAAAGUAGUGCACGAUAGAAUAGGGUGCCAUUUGGGACGUAGACCAUGUCUCCUGUUACAGAUCAACAUAUGCCCAUCCAUCUUUAUCACAAGACAAGCACUGUAGUGCGGGGUAGUACAUAUUAAUCCACCCAAACAUGUUUGAGAUUGAGAAUAUGUGUUAGAUAUGGUGCACUAUGAGUUUCGCUAAAGUUCCACUAUAGGAUAGGCUACGAAUAUAACUGUAUUGUUGACUGUUAGCCUACUCUGAGCUUCCAAGUUAUGACAAAUGAGUCUCACGAAGUCCCUGCAGUUCAACUCCUUCUCUGAGUGCUCACACAUGAGUAAACCUCUCAUUGUGUUAAACAGUCACCAUGGAGGUCCAUUAGUAUUUCAUGAGGUAAAAAAUACAAACUGCGAGUAUUACUUUGGAAAACUAGAACACAAAACAGUAGAGACCGUGAAAGUGGAGAGAUGUCCGAUUUAUUUGUACCUGUGUUUUGAUCAACAUGUACAAAUCCUGAAGGCAACAAUCUCCGUGAUCAAGUUAUCCACCAUGCUUUGUUUAUAGUAGCAAACAGUUUUAGGGCCAUACAUCAUAGAGUGCAUCCCAAAUGGCAGCCCAUGCCAUAUAGCGUGUACUACUAUAGACCAGCUCUGGUAAAAAGUAGUGCACUAUAAAUGGAAUAGGGUGCCAUUUGGGACACUGCCCUACUCUGUACUUCAUGGCCAACUAACAAGACAUUUCUUAUUGAUACAAACAAGGCCAUUAAUUAAUAAGCGUCCCCUUAACAUUUCUUGAUGAUGUCUAUUCCUAUACCAAGGACUGUUUGUCUGCGAAAGAAUGUAACGAGUGUAUCAUUGAUUUCAUGGCAGAAAACCGGACAUGCAGUGCGGGCCAUCGGAAGACUGUCGUCAAUGGCGAUGUUGGCGGGCGUCAGUGCCAAGAAAGGCUCCCCUACUGAAGGUGGCAUGGCGUUUUUUUUUUUUGCUCCUUAUGAAUGUUCCUAACCUUUCUGUUGUACCCCAGAGCAGGGGAUGGCACUCAGCUAGGGGUGUUUGUUUUAUUAAUGCCACCCUGUGAACAUUUGCCCUCCUUUUUUUGGAGCACUUUGGUUGGUACAGUUAGUGGUGCUACCAGUGGAGCUGCUGCUCCUAUUCAAACUCAAAGCAGCGCACUGCACCAGUUUUUGUUUAAGUUGUUAAAGUGGCAAUAUGUAACUUUUUGGGCAACCCGACCAAAUUCACAUAGAAAUGUGAGUUAAAGAUCUGUCAUUCUCAUUGAAAGCAAGUCUAAGAAGUGGUAGAUCUGUUGUAUGUGCGCUAUUUCUAUGCUUCCCGUUCUUAAGUUUUGUUUUUGCAUCUUUUACUUUCGGUUUUGUACACCAGAUUCAAACAGCUGAAACAACAAUAUUUUUGGUUAUGGAAAAGAUAUUUCACAGCGGUUUGGAUGGUACAAUGAUUCUCUACACUACACUAGCUUAUUUUGUCACAUAAACUGAAAUUAGGGAAACUAUUAGAGUUUUAGCAACCAGGAAAUGGCCGAGCGAUUUCUGCAUAGUGCAACUUUAAGUUCAACUUGAGGCAAAAUCAAUGUGUCAUUUUGUUUUCCCCCAUUGUCGCAUGUUUCAUAGAGGACAACCAGUUCCUUGAAUGCCUAGAGUAUGAGGAGAAAACCCAGGUCAAGCCCACCUUCAGCUCAGUCAUCAAGGAUGUGGAGGUGGUGGAGGGGAGCGCAGCCAGAUUUGACUGCAAGAUCGAGGGUAAUGUCUCACAACCUCUUCAUUUACAUACAUCACAAUCUCCUAAUUUACGUAUACGUACGUCACAAGUGUUGAAUCCAUUCAUCUGCCAUGAAGUCCAUCAACCAAACAAUAGGACAAUAUAUUUUUAGCAAAUCAAAUCAUUGAAUUUGUCACAUACACGUGUUUAGCAGAUAUUAUUAUUAUUAUUAUUAAUAUGCCAUUUAGCAGAUGCUUUUAUCCAAAGCGACUUACAGUCAUGCGUGCAUACAUUUUUGUGUAUGGGUGGUCCCGGGGAUCGAACCCACUACCCUGGCGUUACAAGCGCCGUACUCUACCAGCUGAGCUACAGAGGACCACACAGAUGUUAUUGCGGGUGUAGCGAAAUGCUUGUGCUUCUAGCUCCGACAGUGCAGUAAUAUCUAACAAGUAAUAUCUAACAAUUUCACAACAUAUACCCUAUACACACAAAUCUAGUAAGGAAUGGAAUUUAGGAAUAUAUACAUAUAUGGACAAGCAAUGACAGAGCGGCAUGGACUAAAAUACAGUAGAAUAUUAUAGAAUAGAGUACAGUAUAUACAUAUGAGAUGAGUAGUGCAAGAUAUGUAAACAUUAUUAAAGUGACUAGUGUUCCAUUUCUUAAAGUGGCCAGUGAUUUCAAUAGGCAACAGCAGCCUCUAAUGUGCUAGUGAUGGCUAUUUAACAGUCUGAUGGCCUUGAAAUAGAAGCUAUUUUUCAUUCUCUCUGUCCCAGCUUUGAUGCAUCUGUACUGACCUCGCCUUCUGGAUGAUAGCGGCCUUCCUUUUUGGCCUUCCUGUGACAUCGGGUGAUGUAGGUGUCUUGGAGGGCGGGUAGUUUGCCCCCGGUAAUGCGUUCGGCAGACCGCACCACCCUCUGGAGAGCCCUGUGGUUGCGGGCGGUGCAAUUGCCGUACCAGGCGGUGAUAUAGCCCGACCGGAUGCUCUCAAUUGUGCAUCUGUAAAAAUGUGUGAGGGUUUUAGGUGCCAAGCCAAAUUUCUUCAGCCUCCUGAGGUUGAAGAGGCUCUGUUGCACCUUCUUCACCACACUGUCUGCGUGGGUGGACCAUUUCAGUUUGUCAGUGAUGUGUACGCCAAGGAACUUGAAGCUUUCCACAUUCUCCACUGCAGUCCCGUCGAUGUGGAUAGGGGGGUGCACCCUCUGGUGUUACCUGAAGUCCACGAUCAUCUCCUUUGUUUUGUUGACGUUGAGUGAGAGGUUAUUUUCCUGGCACCACACUCCCAGAGCCCUCACCUCCUCCCUGUAGGCGGUCUCGUCAUUGUUGGUAAUCAAGCCUACUACUGUUGUGUCGUCUGCAAACUUGAUGAUUGAGUUGGAGGCGUACUUGGCCACGCAGUCAUGGGUGAACAGGGAGUACAGGAGGGGGCUGAGCAUGCAUCCUUGUGGGGCCCCAGUGUUGAGUAUCAGCGAAGUGGAGAUGUUGUUUCCUACCUUCACCACCUGGGGGCGGUCCGUCAGGAAGUCCAGGACCCAGUUGCACAGGGCGGAGUUCAGACCCAGGGCCUCAAGCUUAAUGAUGAGCUUGGAGGGUACUAUGGUGUUGAAUGCUGAGCUAUAGUCAAUGAACAGCAUUCUUACAUGGGUAUUCCUCUUGUCCAGAUGGGAUAGGGCAGUGUGCAGUGUGAUGGCGAUUGCAUCGUCUGUGGAUCUAUUGGGGCGGUAAGCAAAUUUAAGUGGGUCUAGGGUGACAGGUAAGGUAGAGGUGAUAUGAUCAUUGACUAGUCUCUCAAAGCACUUCAUGAUGACAGAGGUGAGUGCUACGGGGUGAUAGUCAUUUAGUUCAGUUACCUUUGCUUUCUUGGGUACAGGAACAAUGGUGGCCAUCUUGAAGCAUGUGGGAACAGCAGACUGGGAAAGGGAGAGAUUGAAUAUGUCGGUAAACACACCAGCCAGCUGAUCUGCGCAUGCUCUGAGGACCCGGCUUGGGAUGCCGUCUGGGCCGGCAGACUUGCGGGGGUUAACAUGCUUAAAUGUCUUACUCACGUCGGCCAUGGAGAAGGAGAGGCCACAGUCCUUGGUAGUGGGCCUCGUCGGUGGCACUGUGUUAUCCUCAAAGCGGGUGAAGAAGGUGUUUAGCUUGUCUGGAAAUGAGACGUCGGUGUCGGCGACAUGGCUGGUUUUCCUUUUGUAGUCCGUGAUUGUCUGUAGACCAUGCCACAUACGUCUCGUGUCUGAGCCGUUGAAUUGCGACUCCACUUUGUCUCUAUACUGAUGUUUUGCCAGUUUAAUUGCCUUGCGGAGUGCGUAGCUACACUGUUUGUAUUCUGCCAUAUUCCCAGUCACCUUGCCAUGUUUAAAUGCGGUGGUUCACGCUUUCAGUUUUGCGCGAAUGCUGCCAUCUAUCCACGGUUUCUGGUUAGGGUAGGUUUUAAGAGUCACAGUUGGCACAACAUCACCUAUACACUUCCUGAUAAACUCAGUCACCGUUUCAGUGAAUUCAUCUAAAUUAUUUUCGCAAGCUACCCGGAACAUAUCCCAGUCCGCGUGAUCAAAACAAUCUUGAAGUUUGGAUUCCAAUUGGUCAGACCAGCGUUGAACAGUCCUUAGCACGGGUCCAUAGCACACAUAGUGUAAGCUUUGCUCUCAAUGGUUGUCCAUAGACGUAGGUCAGUAAACCAGGAUUAACGACAACAAGGUCAUCUGUUUCAUCCCAUUUGUAUUUCUAAUACCACCUACAUCCUAUGACUACCCAAUGAGACACACCUUGCAUCCCAAAUGGCACUCUAUUCCCUAUAUAGUGCACUACUUUUGACCAGAGCCCCAUGGGCCUGGGUCAAAAGUAGUGCACUAUACAGGGAAUAGGGGGUGACAUUUGAGACACAUCUACAGUAUAAAGAUUGUUUGUGUUUUCCCAGGCUACCCUGAUCCAGAGGUGGUGUGGUACAAAGACGAACAGCCGAUCAAAGAAACGCGCCACUUCCAGAUCGAUUACGACGAGGAGGGCAACUGCAGCCUGGUGAUCUCGGAAGUGAACGGCGACGACGAUGCCAAAUACACUGUCAAGGCUGUCAACAGCCUGGGCGAGGCCACAUGCACAGCCGAACUCCUGGUGGAGGUGAUGGCGGAGGAGGAGGAGGAGGAGGAGGAGGAAUGA
Messenger RNA from Coregonus sp. 'balchen', 64995 nucleotides. NCBI's taxonomy places the organism in Eukaryota, Metazoa, Chordata, Actinopteri, Salmoniformes, Salmonidae. The record is from the annotation of a GenBank genome assembly.